AUGAAUUCAUCUUCGCCAAAGGUACGAAAAUAUAUUUCAUGUAAAUUUUGUGCAUCUGUUUUCAUUCCAAAGUAUUAUUAGUUUUAUCCAAACUUAAUUUAAUAACCAAAGGCAUUUUUUGUUGUUGUUGCUGCAAACAUCACAGGUUGAUCACGAAAACCCUCAUUGCAGUAUGGAUUGUGUUACAUAUGUAGUGCAGUCUGCUCUUAAAGGAACAGUCCAAACAAUAUAACCAUUACCCACUGUAGUGGUUAUGGUGCCAGGAGUGCCCUGGUGCUGUCUCACCGUACUUAGGAUGAUUUGACAACUUACUUAGCUUCCAAUGGGCACUGGUGCAGGCUGCAAUGGUUUUGUGCUGGAUGUGCCCUGGUGACCUUGCAGAGUAAAUGUAAAUGUGCCCCACUCCCAUCCCUCGGUGCUGUUUACCGGCUCCAGGAAACCCCUCUUUUUUGCAAGAUUUAGCUUAGAUGAGCUAAUGGAAGCUCUGUACAGGGGCUUCCAACUCUCCUGUAGGCUAUGGACCGGUACCCUAUGAAUCCCAGGUAACGUGUCAAACUGUUUGCAAACAAUUUGUCUGCAUACCCUGGGAAGGCGCAAGGGCACUCCUGGUGCCAUAACCUCCACAACAUGUUGUAGUGUCUAUGGUGCUUGAAGAACUCCUUUAAUAAAAAUACUCUUUAAUGCCUUAUGCCAGAUUUUGACAAAAUUAUGAGUCAAAAGGCCUCGAUCUUUAUUCAUUUAUACUUAGAUCAGAUAUUGUUUGUUGUUUUUGUCAAUCAUUUUUCAUAUGAGGCAUGUGAGAAUCAUGCAUUACAAGCAGUAAGAAGUGAUAAUCAAUGCCAUCACAAAAAUCUGUUCUUUAAGUGGCUUAUUCCAUAACGAAAUGACCUACUCAUUUAAUAACAGCAGGGCUGUUUAAUAAACUGUGCAAUUGUAGAAAUUUGCAAAUUGGAGAAUUGCAGAGUUGGAUAAUGUGUCUAAUUCAUAUGUUUGGCAUAAAAUUAUGAUUGUGUUGCUAUUCCCCACAUAGCCCUAGUUUAGUGAAUAACUUUGACUGUGUUGACAAGCAAUACAAAGUCCUGUAUGGUAAUUAUGCAAAUUAUAUUUUUAUUUUGUGCUUUCAAAUUGUUUACACACAUUUAACAGAAUAAACAAAAAUAUAGACAUAGUUGAAUAAUGAAUUUUAUUUUACGAAGCACAAAAACAUGGCACAGCCUCUUCAAGUAAAGUGAUCAUUCACUUAUGAUGGAUUGUUACAGUUUCUCUGUACAGACCUGGAAAACUCCACAAUUCAGAAGCAAAGGAGCGAAUUGCAGUUAUUAAUUGCAGAGCUAAAGGACAGAGACAAAGAGCUCAAUGAUCUGGUAUCAGUGCAUCGGAGUCAGCUACUUAAUUGGGAAAAUGACCGUCAGAAGAUUCUCAAAUUGGAACAAAAGUGUAGCAGGCUUGAAAGUAAGAUUACUACAAAGUGCAAAUGUCACACUGUAUGUACAGAGAAAAUGACUAACUUGGGGACCACAGUUCUUCCACGUUUCUUAGACUGUAUUUUUGUUUUGGGAACUCUGUGGAUGGCAAGUAAACUUGAAAAUUAUUUGUAUGCAAAAAUAAAGAGUCACAUGGCCAUCAGGCGAGUCAGUGAACAAUUGUAUCUUUUCCUAAAGUUUUCUGUACUCUAGCUCUGGGGACAAUAUUUAUUUUCCACCAAACAUUUUCAUUCCUUCACCGGUCCUCAUUUCAUGUUUGUGCCCUGCUUUUCAUUUUUCUCUUUCUAUACAAAGCCCGUUCCGCUUAUUUUUCAUCCCCAGUCAUUAUUUUUUUUUUUUUUCUCAGUCCAUCCAAUUUUUCUCUCUCAUUUAAUGUUUUUCAUUUCUCUCUACCAAUUUAUUUACCGUGAUUUUCUGCCAAUAUAUGUUACAAUAAUUAUUAAAGAAACACAUCAUAAUCACUAAAGAAAGCUGUAGUGCUUAUGUGGUCAGGAAUGCCCUGGUGCCACCCAAGUGUAUUAAGCUAGUUUGACAACUUACUCAGGGUCCACUGGGCACUGUUUGAUUCCUCAUUAUGCACCCAGAAGCGCUUGUAAGAAGCUCAGUGCAAAGGACUUGAUCACCAGAGAAGGUGGUGGGUACCUAGCUUACCCUAGGUAAGUUGUGAAACCAUUCUCAAAAACAAUUUAACGACUAACUCUGGGAUGGCACCAAGGCACUCUUGGCACCAUAACCAAAAAACAGGCUGUAGAGGGUAGUGGUUAUGGUGGUUGGAAUGUAACUUUAAAUUCUUCAUUUUAUUUGCUACUUCCAUUGUAGUACUGUGAAAAUUGACUCCCCUGACUGUUCUAUUUGGGAUCAUGUUUAAUCAAGCCUGGAAUGUAAAUAAUUACAUUUCUAAGAGGGUUACUCAUUAAUCCAGGAAUCGUGGAAAUUUGAGAAUUUUAAAGGACCACUCUAGGCACCCAGGCCACUUCAGCUUAAUGAAGUGGUCUGGGUGCCAGGUCCUUCUAGGGUUAACCCAUUUUUUCAUAAACAUAGCAGUUUCAAAGAAACUGCUAUGUUUAUGAAUGGGUUAAGCCUUCCCCUAUUUCCUCUAGUGGCUGUCUCAUUGACAGCCACUAGAGGCGCUUGCGUGCUUCUCACUGUGAUUUUCACAGUGAGAGCACGCUAGCGUCCAUAGGAAAGCAUUAUGAAUGCUUUCCUAUGUGACCGGCUGAAUGCGCGCGCAGCUCUUGCCGCGCGUGCGCAUUCAGCCGACGGGGCGGAUCGGAGGAGGAGAGAAGGAGGAGAGCUCCCCGCCCAGCGCUGGAAAAAGGUAAGUUUUACCCCUUUUCCCCUUUCCAGAGCCGGGCGGGAGGGGGUUCCUGAGGGUGGGGGCACCCUCAGGGCACUAUAGUGCCAGGAAAACGAGUAUGUUUUCCUGGCACUAUAGUGGUCCUUUAAAGUUUAGGCCCAAUAACCACAUUUUAGCCAAAACUCCUAAAUAUUUUCUCUCUAUGAAAUGCUUUUUAUUUAUUUGUUUGUUUAUAUUAAGUUGGGGAUUGGGUAACAGAGCUGCUAUAGGCCCAUUCCCUUGCACAUUUCCCAGUCUCUCUCAUCUGUGACUGUUCAAUCAAUGCAGUUUUAGUUACAUUGCUUAAUUAUAUAGUUAUGUGUGCUUUAUGCUAAUUUACAUUUUCUUUACUUUAUGUGUAUUGUUGUAUGAACUAUAAAAAAUAUUCUCAUGUUCUGAAAAAAUUUAAUAAAUCAAUUGUAACAAAAUAUAUAAGAAUCUGAAAGUGUCAGGUCUUAACGUUGACUGAUAUAUUUUCAUUAGAUGAGCUAAAGAAAAGGAAUGAAAUUAUCAGAUCCCUCACCAAACGGAUAAAGCUGAUGGAAAAUCAACAGCAGGACCGAAAGACGAAUCUGGAGAAUACUCAACAGCAACUCCAGGAACUGUCUUUCAAAGCUGCCAGUGAGUGCCAGGAUUUAGAGGUAAAGAUGCCCAGGAUGGUACAAACCACGCAAUAUACCCGAGAGGUUUAGAAUAAGCUUCUUUGAGCGCACUCUACACAGCAAAAUCACUACAUCUUAAUGUAGUGGUUAUGGUGUGAGGCCCCUAUCCCUACAGUGCUGCCAAUAUUAACAUUGCCGCUUGCGAGUAACAACACUGUUUCCGUUUGUAAGUAAUAGCAGCCACUAGAGGUACUUCCUUAUAUAGAAUGGUUUGUGUGCUUCUCAUAGAGAAUUGGAUUCAGUGCUGCAGUAGGGCUCCUACGCUUCUCAAGGAAAAGUAUUGGAUGGGUCCAAGAUCACCCCUUAGGAGGAAUUUUACAUGCGUUUUGCAUGUUUUAAAAAAGGUGAAAGAAGCAGUACUAUAAAAAUUAAAGAAACACUUAAGCAUUAAAUAUAAGUAUAUUUAAUGUCUUAUCUAGGAGCUCCCUUGUUACCCAACUUAGGCCUUUUACCUUACCUGGUUUUUCUUCAAACAAAGAGUACAUGUUGUGGUGUAUUACCAAACUCUAUAAAUUAUUAUGUACGCAUACACAUAUAAACUCUGGUCCGUCUACUUUAACAAAUAUUUAUUCAGAGACAAAACAACAACAACAUACAAAUAAUGACACACAAUCUAACUAACUAUACCAACAACAACAGCAACAACAACAUAACUAACAAUAACAACUACAUCUUAUAAAAUCACCAGAUCCCACUCACAGUACACCAUGAUAGAAAUUAGGCCAUGUCUGCUUAAAGGACUGCUCAGUAGCACAGCCAAGAAGGAACAGAGAGGAAUGGAGAUAGGGGGAAGUGGUUAUCUCUUUCCUGACUAGUAAAGGUAUUGAAUUACCAAUUAACAUUUCAAAAGGGUAAAGCUUAUCCCACUGUAAGAGCUUGGUCACAUGAUCCCUGGUCACCAUAUUGGUUUGAUGACAGAAUGUCACCACAUUCCCUCACUUUUUUUUCUCUUAUGUUGAGCACAUUUAAAAGUGAGAGAAUAUAGUCAAACAGGGGUUGCAUCACCCCACAUUCCCCCAAUUUCAAUUGUUUUCAGUUGUUCCGUUUUUAAAUUAACAACUGCCCAAGUGGGUUGGUAAGAACCCUGGUAGUUGUUCAUUAAUAUUAUAUGGUAAUGUGUUCAUGUGAAGUAGUAAUAUCUAGACGCAAUCAACCCCAUACAGUAAUUAUCACUAGUUUAUGACACAAUAUGAUGUUUAAUUUCGCCUGGGACUGGAAUCUGAAGACUGUGACUGAUCUGUGUGCUUGAUAGCUGUGAUUUUAGAAUGAACUCUCCUUGAAUAUUGUCUUUGCCAAUCCAUUACAAAGCUUGAGGUUUGUAGGUUUAAUGACACAUGCAAGUUCAUGAGUGUAGGGUAAACUCAUUCUGUGACCACCUUGAAAUGACACAAAUUCCUGCUUCUUGCUGUUACUUUACCCUUAUUCUGGGCUGUGUUAAUAGUUUGACUUGGUAAUCUCAGCACUUCUUCAUCUGUAUAGUAUCCAUUUUCAGGAUAAUAGUUUGACGUGUAAUCCCAGCACCUCUUCAUCUGAAUAGUAAUCAUUUUCAGGAUAAUAGUUUGUCUUGGUAAUCCCAACACUUCUUCAUCUGUAUAGUAAACUGUGACAGGACAUGUCAGUUACCUUCGCCUCUCUGGGCCUUCCAAUUAAAAUGUUCUUUGAAUCAAACACAGACAAUGAAAUAUGUACAACAGUAAUCAGCAUAUUGUCUUGUGUCAAAGGCUUAACUAGUUUUGUCUAAUAAAAUCUAUUUGGUUGUGGUGUCUUAAAGCUAUGUUUACAUUUUAGAGGUAUUUAAAAGACCCACAAAUGUCUCCUGAAAUUUUGAUUAAUUUAGACAUUUACUCCACACCUGAUGGUGAGUUGAACACAAAACCAUAUUAGUUAUUUUAUAAUUUACUGAUGAAUACAUGCAAUAAUCACAAAAUGUACAUAGUUUAAACCGAACAUUAUUAUACAUGAACGUGAGUGGGAAAGAUGUAAGGGUGAAAAAUGUAUUCGCAAUUGAACGUAGGUGCACAUUCUCAUACCCAUAACUAUUUAACCCCCUGCGGAUAGCCAAAUAGAACAAAUAGCAUACAUUUUCACUUUAUUAUUUAUGCCAUCUUCACUCAAAGCAAUCUAAUUUCCCUAUAUUCUUAAUGACAAAAAAAAACAAAGCAUCAAAGAUGGAGAGAGAAGAAAAAAAAAGUAGAUUGAAUGCUACCAUUACACAGUUUGGCAGCGUGCAAUCUAUAGAAAACUGUCUGUUGCUAUUCAAAAAUCAAAAUCAAAAAUCAACUUGAGGUUAUAUUUGUUGGGAACCAAAUUAAAAAAAAAAAUGCUUUUAAAGUUUUUACUGUUGUAAACCAACAGAAAGUUACACUAUCACAUCUCUCCAGUGUGAUCAAAUAUAAGCCUCACGUUGGCAACAAUUCACUUAAUCUAUGAAUUUAUCAUUAUUAAUCCAGCAUCAAAAAAUAAAACAUAGCUGGCAGUGCAGGCGUGCUAAACUAAUAAAAACAAAAAUUAUUUGGAAUUUGGCCCACCUGACUGUAAUGAAUGAAUUUAGAGGCUUAUCCUUAGUACGACUAAAAAAAAUAAUAUAUAUAUAUAUAUAUAUAACAAUACAUUACUAAGGUCCUCUUUAAACUGGAGUGUUACAAGAUAAUGGUGAGACAGAUAAAAUAUAGAAACAAAAGAAAAAACAAACAUACAUACAGAUGUAGAGGACAACAAAAAUUAUGGGAGUUAUUCAUUGCUGGGGACCCCCAAUUGAUCAGUAUUUCCCUCUCUCAUCUGUUCCCUAAGCGCUUUCACAUCUGCCUCCAAUCUCUCAGUCUGUCUCUUUAGGUCCCAGUAGUCUCUAUUCCCUUCUUUAUUCCUCCAAUUAUCCCAAUUCCGUCUAUUGGUCUGAUCAUCCCAUCUAUGGUUCCUUUUCCAAUUAUUCUCCCAAUAACUGUUCCUGUUGUUUCUCUGUUUUUCUUGCCAUCUGUGAUUUUCCCAGUUAUCUCUCCUUUUUAGCUUCUCCCAGGUGUUAUUAUUAUUAUUCCAAUUAUUAUUGAUUACCUUAGGCUCCUCCCAUCUAUUUUUCCAAUUAUCUCCCAUUACAUUACUUCCUUUAGAACUGUCCCUAUUCCUAUGGUCCCUCUGUGGAUCUCUCCAUCUUUUGUCAAAGUCCUGUUUUGGUCUCCAGUUCUCAUUAUCCCUCUUGUUCUGAGGUACAUCCCACCUUUGGCUUCUCCAUUUGCCAUCUAAAUCUCUACCAGAGUCAACCUUGAAUGUUCUUAUGGCUGAAACAGAUAAGGCCUGUUCUGAGGAAGGAUGCUUAAGCCACCAAUUAUCAGCUCUAGUUAGUAGCAUUUCUAAGUCUACUGGUGUUGGAUCAAAAAGCCUGACAAAUUCUUGACACUCCCAGGGAAGGGCUUCCAUUACUUUAGCAAUGUGUUCUGGUGAGCCCAACACCAGGGGCUGUUGAGGUUGGCGUAGUGUAUACCAGAACAAUAUCCUUUGAGCUACCUCUCUAGGACCAUCUGCUGGCUACCUCUCUAGGACCAUCUAUUCGCUAUUUCUUUCUCUAUGCUGAGUAUAUAGAAAUUAGUUUCAGCAAUUCUUCCUGCCUGAUCAGACACACUGUUAUUGAAUCCCAAUAGUCUACUAGCCAAAGGACCCAUAGCAUAUUCUAAAAGUUCUGUCCAUUCCUCUAAGUUAAAACCUCCUUUUUUAGCUCUAUUUGCUCCCCUCAUAAACCAGUGUGUAAAAGUAUUAAAGUUGUUAUUUGGCAUACUUCCCCACCAUUUCUGGAAAUUUUCUUUGUCUGUGAUUGACAUAGUGCUUGUCUGUCUAGAGAAACUAGUAGGCAUUUCUCUUGCAUUAAAGUGUUCAGUUAUUAUUAAAGGGGCUUGUGGGACACAGUUAACAACUGGCGCAUUUCCCUUGUGUUUGGUUCCGAGCACUGGUUCUAUACCUUUAGAUAUAAAAUGAGACUGGCCUGGGCAUACUUUAGGAAUCUCCUUAUCCCAUUUAUUUAUGUUUUCUUUAGUUUUCAUUUUAUAUUCCAUAACUAAGUUUUGGAGUUUAGUGAUCGUAGCACUAUAUGCAUCUCUCUGUUGUUCUAUUUCCUUUAAUUCCUUCUCCAACCCCUCGGUCAUUUUGUUUGUUCUUAGGGCAGCUAUUUUAAAACAAUCUCUUUCAUCAAGAGCAUCUUCCAUUUUAUUAGUGGUUACUAAAUUAGCUUGCUGCAAUUCAAGUACCAUGCUUGCCAAACCCCCUAUUGCAGCAACAACCGCUUGUGCCACCAAGCUUUUCCUUUUCUUAAUAUGGCAUUUUUUAUUAGUAACAAUCUGUGUCAAAACAUCCAUGAAACCUUCAUAUUUUCCACAAUAGGGGCCUGCUGGUUCUGGAAGCUCAUAUGGUCCAUCAUGUUUGUCAAUGUCAUUCUUAAAGUACUCUAGUACUUCUGCAGAAAAAUACUUAGUACCUAGAUAUGACAUUUUAAAACUGAGCUCUCCCUAGGUCUUUAAUCAAAAUAGACCAGCAGACUAAGGAAAAAAAAAACACGCUUUUAACAAUGGGAUUAAUUUAAAAAAACUGAAACUGGCUCCAAAGAGAUUGAACCAUUUGAGAAACUUAAUUACAUUAACCUAUUCAAACAAACUCUUAUCUUUUAAGAAAAAAAAACUUCACAGUCUCAAUACAACAAAUGCCCACAGGCAGCAAAACACAAAACCACCCUUUUGCCUUUGUUUAAGUGCAGUGUGGGUGGUUUACAAAUAAACAGAAUGAUUUAAAGGAAGGUAUGGGAACUGAAAAAUACCUGACUGUAACUUCAGCACAAUGAUAAUUCCCAACCAUAUAACAAUCUAACAUAGGCACCUUUACCUCAAAUACAAACUGUUCAUUCUCUAUUAAACACACAGUGUAAAAAUUUAAAUUUUAGCCUGGCUAAACAAUAGCCACCACACUGUAUUAGCCCCAAUACCUUUAUCAUGUAAACACAAUGCUCCUACCCAGAAUUCAAUGGUUCAAACAGACAAAAGAUAACCCACCAAAAAAAACCAGUUUGCUAUUUAAACUUAGAAUGCAGGGAAGCCACAAAAUGUACAAAAUGUAACAUCUAAAAACAAUUACAAUAUAUUCAGUUUAGUUCUAGUUAGAUGCAACAGGAGAGAGACAAUACAGCACAUGGGCUAUUAAAAAUGGCCGAAAUAUCAAUAGUACCAAUGCAGUGCAACUAUUCAAUCUUCCCCUUUAAUCACCAAUACUUUAAAACUGUGUAUAAACAAAAUUAAACUAUAAAUGCUACAAUUUGCAACAAAAUACGUUCUGUCAGUCAUAAUGCACAAACAUUAUGCUCCUAUCCUGAAUUCAAUGAUUCAAACAGACAAAAGAUAACAACAAAAAACGUUUGCUAUUUAAACUUAGAAUGCAGUGAAGCCCCACAAUUUAACACCUAAGAAGACAAUCAAAAUAGAUUAAGUUUCAUUCUAGUUAGUUGCAACAAGAGAGACAAUACAGCACAUGGCAAUUAAAAAUGUCCAAAACAUCAAAGGUUCCAAUGCAAUUCAAUUUUCCCCUUUUAUCACCAAUACUUUAAAACUGUACAGAAACAAAGUUAAACCUAUAAAUGCUACAAUUUGCAUCAAAAUAUGGUCUGUCAGUCACAAUACACAAAUUCAAAACAGUCAACAAAACAAAUAUGUAUAUUUGUUUCAACAAAAUGAAUCCUAUGCUAUAAAGUCUCUUUCUCUUAGAUUAUGUAUCAAUAUGGUAGUUAUUGCGCCUCACAAACAUUUGUUGUAGAAGUCUAAAAUUCGUGGUCGCCAAAUGUGGUGUAUUACCAAACUCUAUAAAUUAUUAUGUACGCAUACACAUAUAAACUCUGUUCCGUCUACUUUAACAAAUAUUUAUUCAGAGACAAAACAACAACAACAUACAAAUAAUGACACACAAUCUAACUAACUAUACCACCAACAACAGCAACAACAACCUAACUAACAAUAACAACUACAUCUUAUAAAAUCCCACUCACAGUUCACCAUGAUGGAAAUUAGGCCAUGUCUGCUUAAAGGACUGCUCAGUAGCACAGCCAAGAAGGAACAGAGAGGAAUGGAGAUAGGGGGAAGUGGUUAUCUCUUUCCUGACUAGUAAAGGUAUUGAAUUACCAAUUAACAUUUCAAAAGGGUAAAGCUUAUCCCACUGUAAGAGCUUGGUCACAUGAUCCCUGGUCACCAUAUUAGUUUGAUGACAGAAUGUCACCACACAUGUCACUGUAAUUUAGCUCCUACUAUACUAGAUUGCAAAUUGAUGUCUUAUACGUGUUAUACGAGUGCAUUCUUGACUUCUUUACUGUACUUUUAAAAUGAGGUUAAUUGCUCCAUGUAUGACUGAGCAUGAAAUACCAUACUGCAUCUAUGUUUUUUUUGUAAUUUUUUUAAAAUUUAAUAUAAAUUUUCAUAUAAUAAAAACAUACAUUUUUCUUGAGAACAUAAUAUAUUGUCUAAUUAUCAAGAAAGAAGGGGGGGGGGAGAAAAUAGUAGAAAAGCAAAAUAAAAAGAAAGAAAGAAAAUUAGACAUUACAAAAACAACAACAACAACAAUAAUGAUGGGGGUUUGCUGUGAGAGGCCAACUGGAGAUUCAUUAUUAAGAUGUGCCAAAGAGUGUAAUCAACUUGACUAUAGUGUAAUCACAUAUAGAGAAAUAUUAAAUUAAAUCAUGAUCAUACCAUAAUAGAAAAUAUCAAUAAUGUUCAUCCAUAUUUUAUACUGGUUACUUAAGUGAUCCUUUCCAAGGCAGCCAUAUGUUUUCGUAAUGAACAUUAUUUCCAUACGAAAAUGAAAUGCCCCUUUCCAUAUUAUAUUGAUAAUUAGGCUGGUUUAAGACCUGGGUCCAUAUGGGGACCCCUUGCUGUAGCCAGUGUCUUGAUAUUAAUGAUUUUGUGGCCAUCGUCAGCUGAAUUAUUAAGUAUCUUUUCUGAAAUGUAAAUGUCGAAAUAUGGAAAUAGAAUAUGGCCACCAGGAAUUUCUCUUUUAGAUCACAUUUAUGUUUUGUUGUUAUGCAUUAUCAUGUAUCUUUAAUUUUAUUUGCACUUGACCAUGAAAACAUUCUGCCUCCAUAUUUUUCUCACACAAUGAUUCUUUCACACAUUUGACCUGUGAUGUAUCAAUGCCUCAAUAAAAAUGGACUGACAAAAAUUAAGUAUAGUUAUUAUAUUUAUUUUGAACAUUCAAGUGUUUCUUUCAUUUAAAUACACACCCAACAGAGGGAUGAAAUAUAUUUAAACAAGCUUACCUUAAAUGAGCUUUACCAAUACAACUCAUUGGGGGGGAAAAAAGGAAAUAAAUAAAAUUAAUAUAGUGUAUAGUGAGUUAUAAAUUGAUUUGCAUGUCAAUGAGUAAAAUAAAUAUUUGACCCUUUCGACUUAGUACUUGGUGGCAAAACCCUUGAUGGCAAUCAUAGAGGUCAGAUGUUUGCACACAUCUCAGGAGGGAUUUUGUCCCACUCCUCUUUGCAGAUCCUCUCCAAGUCAUUAAGGUUUCAAGGCUGGUGUUUGACAACUCAAACCUUCAGCUCCCUCUACAGAUUUUCUAUGGGAUUUAGGUCUGGAGACUGGCUAGGCCACUCCAGGACCUUAAUGUGCUUCUUCUUGAGCCACUCCUUUGUUGCCUUGGCUAUGUGUUUUGGGUCAUUGUCAUGCUGGAGUACCCAUCCACGACCCAUUUUCAGUGCCCUGGCUGUGGGAAGGAGGUUCUCACCCAAGGUUUGACGUUACAUGGCCUCGUCCAUCAUCCCUUUGAUGCGGUGCAGUUGUCCUGUCCCCUUAGCAGAGAAACACCCCCAAAGCAUAAUUUUUCCACCUCCAUGUUUGACAAUGGGGAUGGUAUUCUUGGGGUCAUAGGCAGCAUUCCUCCUCCUCCAAACAUGGCGAGUUGAGUUGAUGCCAAAGAGCCCGACUUUGGUCUCAUCUGACCACAACACUUUCACCCAGUUCUCCUCUGAAUCAUUCAGAUGUUCACUGGCAUUCCUCAGACAUGCCUGUACAUGUGCUUUCUUGAGCAGGGGGACCUUGCGGGCGCUGCAGGAUUUCAGUCCUUCACGGUGUAGUGUGUUACAAUUGUUUUCUUGGUGACUAUGGUCCCAGCUGCCUUGAGAUCAUUGACAAAAUCCUCCUGUGUAGUUCUGGGCUGAUUUCUCACCAUUCUCAUGAUCAAUGAAACUCCACGAGGUGAGAUCUUGCAUGGAGCACCAGACCAAGGGAGGCUGACAGUUAUUUUGUGUUUCUUAUUUGCAAAUAAUCGCACCAACUGUUGUCACCUUCUUACCAAGCUGCUUCCCAUUCCAGCCUUGUGUAUGUCUACAAUCUUGUCCCUGACAUCCUUAGACAGCUCUUUGGUCUUGUCCAUGGUGGAGAUUUUGGAAUCUGAUUGAUUGCUUCUGUGGACAGGUGUCUUUUAUACCGGUAACGAGCUGAGAUUUGGAGCACUCCCUGUAUAAAAGACACCUAGGAGACAGAAAUCUUGCUGAUUGAUAGGGGAUCAAAUACUUAUUUCACUCAUUGACAUGCAAAUCAAUUUAUAACUUUUUUGACAUCCAUUUUUCUGGAUUUUUGGGGGGUUAUUCUGUCUCUCACUGUUAAAAUACACCUACCAUUAAAAUUAUAGACUCAUGAAAUCUUUGGCAGUGGGCAAACAUUCAAAAUCAGCAGGGGAUCAAAUACUUUUUUCUCUCACUGUAAAUAAUUGGAAACAUUACAUUUACAUUAAUAUUAAACCUUUACAUUAUAGCACUAAUUAAAUGCCAGCUUUCCCUUAAUUGUUCUCACAUAUCACAAAAAUUAUAUAUUCUUCCAAAUUUAGUUCACACUCAUUAAUUAGUACUGAACUCCAAUAUGUUCAGACAUUCACACACACACUCACUUACACACACGUUUUGCUGCUGUUGAUCCACAAGAGGGAUAAAAAAACAAAUUUACCACAUAUUGGGGGGGAAAAAAAGCCGCCUUUACUUAAAAAGGCAGUCACAUUUCUCCAUGGAUCCAUAAAAGGUCACCCCAUAUAUUAACUAGUCCCUAAAAAUCUGUUUUUGCAAAAGAAAAUCUAGACUGUUAAAAAUAUGUACAGAAGCAACCUCUUUAGACAGGGUAUUCGACAUCUUUAUUCUGUUGACUUUUCUUUGCCAUAGGUGAAAACUCCUUUCCUCUUUCUAAUUUUGUAACCCGACUAUUUACUUUUUUUAGUUCCAUUGGAUUGAAAACCGAAUUGCAGAAAUUAGUUGAUUUGGAAAAAAAUAUCUUAGUAAGCUACAGAAGAUCUUUAUCCUAAAUUUUGCGAUUUGGUUUUCAAAUAAUUACAGUUUUAUGUUUGGUGAAUAAAUCUCUUUUUUACUCUUUCUCUGUGAAUUUUAUUGACAUUAUUUUUGUAUGAGCCUUAUGAUCAUAAGUCUGAAAUUAAGUUUAAAAAACACAAGACAAGGAGUGGACAUCAGGUGUGACUUAGUAAUUUUCUUCUGCUAGUGACCUUAACCCCUUAAGGACCAAACUUCUGAAAUAAAAGGGAAUCAUGACAUGUCACACGUCAUGUGUCCUUAAGGGGUUAAUUUUCUUUUCCAUUUUGGUUCUUUUUUUUAUUUUCAGUUUGCAAAUAUGUUGCUCCUGAUUUAUAAUAAAAAAACAGUUGCAAGAAUGCCCCCUUUUUUUACAUUUUUGUACCACGAUAGUAGCAGAUUGUUUGUAAAAAGUUAAAGGAACACUAUAGGGUCAGAAACCUAAACAUGUAUUCCUGACCCAACGGUGUUAAAACCAUAUUGCCUCCCUAAAUAUAGUAAAAUCUUACUUAUAUUCAAGUCUGCAGCUGCUAGCUCUGCCCCUAAUCCACCUCCUUGGCUGACAUCAUCAGAAGUGAUUCUCUGAGCCAGUCACAAUGCUUUACCGUAGGAUUGUCUGAGACUGUCAAGGAGGCAGAUCAAGGUCACAGUCAGCACAAGUCAAACACAGCCCUGGCCAAUCAGCAUCUCCUAGAGAUGCAUUCAAUAAAUGCAUCUCUGUGAGGUAAGUUCAGUCUCCACAAGCACACUGUGCAGCAUUUGCCCAGGAAGCACCUCUAGUAGCCAUCUGAGAAGUGGCCAAUGGAGGUGUCCCUAGGCUGUGAUGUAAACACUGCAUUUUCUCUGAAAAAAACAGUGUUUACUGCAAAAUGCCUGAAGGGAAUGAUUCUACUCACCAGAAUAAUAAGCUGUAGUUGUUCUGGUGCCUUUAGCGUUCCUUUAAACACAUCCAAGUUUUUAUUUUUUGUUUAAUCCCUUAAGGACCAAACUUCUGGAAUAAAAGGGAAUCAUGACAUGUCACACAUGUCAUGUGUCCUUAAGGGGUUAAAGGGACAGUAUACGCACCAGAAAAACUUCAGAUUAAUGUAGGGGUUCUGAGGCAAAGAGACUGUACCUGCAUGCUGACCAGUGUAACUGCUGCCUUUUUUGUGAGAAUGCAGUGAUUUCAGUGUUGCCUAAAGCCACCAUUUGUCGCUGUCACUUGGAUUUCCACUAGAUUAGAGUGACGUUUAGUGGCUCCACAUUCUGCAUGGAGAUGCUGAAUGCUCCCCAUAAAGAUGCAUUAAGUCAAUGUAUCUCUAUGCGGAGAUGCUGAUAGGUGCAGCACAGCGAUUGCCACGUUUGCUCACUAGCCGUCCAAUGCUAUCCUACAUGGAAGCAAUGGGUUGACUGAGAUGAUCAGUAAUGAUGAUCUAAGUCUCCUAAGCCAAACAAAAGCAUGUUGAGUCAGAACAAAAUAUUUAGUAAGUUUCUUAUAAAGAUCAAACACAGAGCAUAAAAGAAACGUCACAGAGCAUUGCAUAACCAAAUAAAGAAAAAGCAGGCUGGACAGAUCAAAAUGUCAAUUUCCUAAGAAAUCUGUUUAGUUGAAAACAUCUCAUGUUGUGAAAACACAGUUGAUGUAUAUGAGCGCUUAUUAAAGUGCAAGUGUUAUAUCGAUUGACUGUGCUAAAAUUUUUUAUAUCUUAGCUGCUACCACACUGUAAUGUGCAAUUCUCCAAAAAUCAUAUCAAAGACAGAAUUUUUUGUACCAGAUUCAAUGGAGCACUUAAAUAUGUGCAUACAAUAGUACACCUAGUGCAAACAAGGAAUAUAUAUAUCUAUAUAUACCGUAUUUUUACAUAUCCUUGAACAUCCAAUGUUGUGUAUACCUUUAAGAAAAAAACAAAAACGCAGAAAUAGUGCAGUACCCUUAUGUACACAAGUGUGAUAUACACAUAAAUUGAAACACUCACAUAUUCCAGAGCUAUAACCUUGCUCUGGGAGUUAUUUGCCUGUAGUUCCGUUUAGGCGACCUGCCCCUUUUUCUUUAUGGAGAGUAGUUUAGGAGUUUUCUUGUGUAUUCAGCAAUAGUAUGUGAUACCGUUUGUAACAAAUAUUUUCAUAUAAAUAGGUAAAAUACUCACAAGCCUGGAGCCUAGUAAUUGGCUCAGUUGAACAGCAGAGUAUGGUUAGGGACCAUACCACCCUUAGUUGUAGAAUGCAAGAACAUUAAUGGUUAAAAAAUAUAAAAUAGAAGGGGCAGAGCCAAGCAACGGAGUUGAAUGGCCGCAUGUUCACUGAACUCCAGGCCACCAAACAAAUUACCAAGCGAUUGAAGGGGUCUUUCACACCCCAAAACCAAGCUAACGGAGCCCACAGCACACCCUCAUGUUAUGGGGAGAAAGACCAAGAAGCCAAGGGCCGAGAAACCAAAUAUGGGCAUGAACAUCGGCGAUCUAUGGCGCCAAGCCCAGAGGGGAGCAGAGCCCAACAUGGCCGACCUCUCAGGCGACUCAGAGAUCUCUGAGGACUUCUCACUUGGAACACCAGAAGGUCAGACGCCUGAGCAGAGAACCAGUAAACCCACAACCCUUCACCUAGACUCGGCACCGGUGACGACGGCAAUCACAAAGGGCCUCUUAGCGGAGCUCCAACACACGAUCCAGGCCGACAUGGCCCAGCUCCGAGGGGACUUACAAGGCCUCAUGACCCGCAUGGGUGCUAUAGAGAGCGACACCCAGAAACAGGCCCAAUACACAACCCGUCUUUACACAGCCAUACAAGAGCUACAAACCCAACAAAGCAAAAUGGAUAAAAAGUGCAGAGCUGGAGGACCGGAGGCGCACACCGAACCUCAAGUUAAGGGGCAUCUCGGAGGAGAUCCCGGAGAAGGAGCUACCACACUUCCUACGUCGAUUUCUCACAGGACUGCUGUUACGACACGUACCGUCGGGUAGAUGAAGCCGCCGUUUAGGCAAUAAUCCCCUUCUCCAGAAAUGCAGUUUAAAUCCAGCCGAUCGCCAAACUCCCGAACGAAGUCCACGAACACGGCAACUCCCGAUCAGCCAAACAGUCGAACGCCUUCCACAGCUAGAAAUAACGAAAGCGCUGUCCCAGUAAUAAUUCCCCCACAAACGAGACCAAGCUCCGUCUUGAGGGUCAAAUGAAGUUCUGUUUAAUGGGGGCUACCUGCCCGGUAUUUAUGCAGGUCUCCACAAGGUGGACACUCCCCGAGGGGACCUUGUGGAAGACUGUAAAACAUAUUGGACAGUAGCCAAUCGCAGUGGCUUCAAUAAUAGCCCUUCCCAUCUGGCCCAUAAUUCCGUCUUCUCUACCUCGGAGAUAAUUGGGAAGAAACCCAAUUAUCUCUCAAGGUAGAGACAAUCGCCAUCUUGAAAUACAAUAACAAAAAUACAUUAAAAUACAUAACGACAGAAAUACCGAAUGCAUAUGGUUCGUGUAACGUAUCCCCAGACAGCCUGGAUCUGAGGGCAUGUUUUCACCGAACAGCGCUCCGAUCCGAUGUAUCUAGUCGAAUCGCCAUGGAUUCAAAGUCUUUCACCAGUCCUUCGGUAUACGAAUGACUCCAUGGGAUGGCUGUCGGGGUAAAAGUCCAUACGAAUGAAUAAAACUCCCGAACGACCGACGUUCGCAUGCCUUGUCGAAAAGGAAGGUAGGCAGCAGCUUUUCAGCGGUGUUCGGUAGUUUAAGUGUCCGUUUUUAGUUCCAUACAGUUUGUACCGAACACCGCUCUGUGUUCGUAUGUCCCAAAAUGGCCGCUGCCUCGUGGUCGACAUGCGAACGACGACCACCCGUACGAAUGGAAUGGAGAGGUGUCUGCGGUUAACCACAACGUUCUAAUUGGGGCCAAGAGGUUAACCAGCAGCACACUCCUCUCCUGGGUGGUCGUUCGUUCGGUAGUUUCAAUCGGCAUUUUGCAAAUUAUACGAACGGGGGUAUAUGAACAGGCAAUUCCGCGAACAAAGGGAAACAGACGAACCAACAAUGCAGAUGAAUCUGUCACAACUGCUAACCCAUAAGCAGGCCAAACAGGUGGGAGUGGAGGGGCUAUUCCGACUUCGCAAACCAACGACAGCACCAACGUCAGCGCCGAGAGAUGUCUUGGUAAAGUUCCACAGCGACAAAGACAAAACAGCUCUCAUGAACGCAGUCCGAAACAACUCACCAUACCCCUUCGAAGGAAUGCAACUGACGUUCUAUGCAGAUCUGUCCGGAAGCACCAUGGCGUGGAGGAGGUCACUUAAGCUUUUCACUGCGUUACUCCGAACCAACGGCUUCACUUACCGAUGGCGACUGCAACGCGCACUGGAGAUACUACACGGCACCGACACACACUCUGUCAGUGACCUCAAGGAGGCAGCCGACGUGCUACCUAAGCUGGCACUACCAACAAACGCCCUGGACACAGUGCGAUCGAGCACGGCGGCAUCCCUGCCUCACACCUGGAAUCCUUCAACAACACGUCCCUUCAUACCACGAGGAGCGCGACAAGAAGAACGGGCAGUUGUCACUACCUGAGCGGCUCCAGAUAGCCUGCAGAGAUAGGCCUGAACUUGCCUCACCACUGGAGUUGUGUUUUCAGUUAACUCUAUUGGAUCUCACUAAACUUUACGUUACCGUUUUUCUCUUAUGUUGAUGUUACCUACCACAUUUAGAUCCUCCACCACUCGCACGUCACCACUCUCCCCACCACACCACACAUAGUGGGGCACUACAUGACAAGCCACCAGACCACCAGGUCUCACCCUCACCACGUCCCCAGCACUAGCACUUUCUAAUGAUAGCACUUCGGAACUCGGAGCCUUCCAACCAUACACCGAGCCAAGUCACCCUGGGAAUAGAGCCCUUAUCUCCACGGGAAACCCCCCAGGGACACACGGCAACAACCCACAGCAAUCCUCACGGGGACCCUGUACACUAACCCACAAACCGGCUAUAGCGAUCAAAGAUAGCGAACCCGAAAUCACAAUCGGUACACUUUUUUUUUUAUUAUUAUUUAUUUUUUUCUUUCUUAUUUUCAUUUAUCUUUAAAAGCUUUCUCGGAAGGCACCAAUCUAGGUACCCUGUCCUGGGCUAAGACUCGGGAACCACCCCCGCGAGUACUGACACACAGGCACACCUACCUUGCCUGCGGCAAGACGGAGCCCUCAGCCCGCACAUCACAUACAGCACUUAUACAAUGCUACAAGCGUAGCAAGCAAGAGGCUUUCUCGAUGCCUGAGCUCCAGCCUAGGGCUAAUCUUAGUUACCACCCGUUUUCAAUCAGCACACAGCCAGACUUGGUUCUCGCAACGCAUAGCUUCCAUAUUAUCAGUUAUUCCACACGCAGACCACACAAUCCAAGUUCUUAUACAUGUUCCUAUGUUACAUUAAGCUCACUUAUGCAUUACAAAAUAUUAAAAUAUUGUGCAUAUGCUCAUGCCAGUGCUCACCCUGUAACCCUCGUGCGCGCUGUUGUGGCGCUUGAUUUAACAAUGUACUUACCUGCACAACAAAAAAACAAAACAAAAAAUAUAUAUAUAUAUAUAUAUAUAUAUAUAAAAUAAAUAAAAAGUAUAAACUUUAAAAAGUAUAUACUUUAUUAGAACUUACAAUUAAAAUAUCAAAUAGUAAUAUAAAUAGUCCCAGAGACACGUUUAGCCAGAAUGGCUUCUUCAAUCUGGUGCAGUACAUCUCCUGUUGUGAGGCAAGUUUUCUGAGAUGUUUUAUGGUAAGGAGCAGAAAACAUAAUUUCCGAAGUUCUUUAUUUUGCUGACACAGCAACCAAAUCAAAAUGUAAGAUAAGUGAUUUGUUAUGUAGAAGUGGAACUUGCAAAAAGUGUCAAUGCUGUAUGCGGUGAAACAUUAAUAUUGCUCACGUGAUCUUUUGGAUUGAUCUGUUGAUUGAUUUGCAUACUAAUGAUUUUUUUCACUAACCAGGUUAUUUACUAAAGGGAGAAUUCAAAGUGAAUUUCAAAUUUAACUCUAGAAUAGCCAAACAGAAAGUAUAUCUGACUUAGAGAAUUUUUCCAGUUUCGCUAUUUGGACCUUAAAAUAAUCCUGUUAAUGUAGUUGUUUUUUCUAUGUUUCUCGUAGGAAAAAAAUCAGUGUCUGAAUGAUUCAGUUGUGGAACUUUCAUCUCGCAUUGGACGAUUACAGGCCAGAGAAGAGGAGCUAACUACUCUGCUAAAACUCAAGGUAAUGUGCAUUGUGUGAGAACAAACAAAAAAACAAAAAUCCUUUAUUUCUUCGUCUAUAACGUAAAAUCUAGAUGUUUUUGAAAACUUUUGCAACAUUUGUAACCCGUGGAUAGAUUAUUCUUAAAGUCAUCCUAUUGAUCGGUUGGCUGACCUACUUUGACAUGUGCAGUGCAAUUUACCUAUUCCCCUCUCUCUUCAUCCUAAUGCUUACUCCUAGAGCACCUUUAUUCUUCAUUGUUACCAUUUGACUGAUAUGCUGUGUGUGUAUAUUGGGUUUUUUAGAUUUAGCCUUUUUAAGGGGUUCCCUCGAAGGCACAUUAGGUUUAGUACUGUUCUACUGUUUUCCCUUUAUCUACCUUAUCAAAGGAGAAAUCAUAGGAAAUCUCCCCCUUUACCACCGAUUUCUACACACCAGUAGCCUACCUUAAAGGGAUUCUCAAGUGCCAGGAAAACAAACCCAUUUUCCUGGCACUGUAGAAUCUUGGUGCCCCCAUCCCACGUCGCUGAAGGGGUUAAAACCCCUUCAGACACUUACCUGAAUCCAGUGCUGAUGUCCCUCCUCAUCGGAAAUCAUUAUUAAAUGCUUUCCUAUGGGGAUUCUGGCGACACUGGAGGUGUUCAUGCAUAGCUUGAGGACGUCCAGUGUCGUUAACAUGACCAAAAGUCAUCUAAGAAGCCAGAAGUCCCUCUAGUGGCUGUCUGGUAGACAGCCACUAGAGCAGGACUUAACCCUGUAAGGUGUAUAAAAACUGCAAUAAUUACACUUGCAGGGUUAAGGGUGAUGGGAGUUGGCACCCAUACCACUUCAAUGGGCUUAAGUGGUGUAGGUGCCUACAGUGUUCCUUUAACAGCUUUAAAUACAUAAUUGUUAUUUUGUCACACCAAUAGUUGUGAGCUUGAUACAUUGUUUCUACUUUACAUUGCCAUCUAUUAUCACAAGGGCAGUUAUUUAGUAUGUCUCUUGUUUUUAUACUAUACUUAUAUCUUUAUCUAGACUCAGCUUUUAAUACUAAUAAAGGUUUAUUUUUUAUAUCUAGUUAGGUACACACAAACUGUUUUUUAUUUUAUUUUUGUUCUGGUUAAUUAAAGGAUCACUAUAGGGUCAGGAACACAAACAUGUAUUCCUGAUAAAAAAACAGGGGGGUAGGUGCAGCGCUUCAUUAAUCCUUGACAAGGUAUAUGUGAAGAGAACCAGAGAAGGAAUAAUAGUGUAGUAUUUAAAACUGUAGGGGUGAUAAGUAAAAUAAAAGAUGUGCACUCACACUUUCCUGGAGCUUCAAUACAGCUCCAGUGUAUGCGCCUGGGCAGAAUAAUCCCCGCCUAUGGAUCAAGUGCAGAGGCAAUUCUACAAGUUAUAGGUGUGGUAGGGGGUAUCCUCAUAAAAAACAAACAAAUAAAAAUCGUAUAUGGUGAAGUAUGUAGAGCUAUGAAGCAAGGGUAGGUAAAAACUAUAAAAUGUGCACUCACGUGUAAUGGAGCCGUAAAACCUGGCUCCUCUGAUAGCGCUUGAAGUGGUAUGAUCCCCACUCAAGGAUACAGGUGUAAAUGCAAAUUCUUCCCUCUGUGUAUAUGUGGAGAUAAACAAACAGAACCACAAUAGUGUACACCGUAAAAAAGGAGUGUAAGCAGAAAUAAAUAAUUUAAGCCUACUCACAUGCUAAUGAGCAAGUUCCGGUUUGCUCAAUCCAAAGCGCUUGGGUGGUAUGAUCCCCACUAGGGAUAUAGCUCCAAACAAUCUGACAGCAGCAAAGUUAGGUCCAAUUAAAAAAGUACUUUAAUGUAAAAAAAAUAUAAUAAAAGAAAUACAAUAUAUAAUAAAAUAGUGAUAAAAAAGUUAUAAACAAUACACUUUAUGCGUUUCUCCUUGGAUAGGCUUUAUCAAAAGUGUUUUACAGAAUAAAUGGGACCUGAGCUGACCCUAUGGUGCUAAACUCACCAUAUAGGUGUCUUCCCUCCCACCUCCUUAGCCCUCCUAUAAAAGUUUAAAACUUACCUUAUUUCCAGCACCGCGCGGGUCCGACAUCAUCAAAAUGGGUUGAAGCAUUGGAUUGGCUAAAAUCGGUGCGGGGGCGGGGUCAUAUAUUUGACUUAUCAGAAAUGAUUUGUAAUGAAUUUUAUCAUGCCGCACCAGACAGCCACUAGAGGCUCUUCCCGGUCAUUAGGCGACUUUCAUUUGCCUAAUUGACGCUGUACGUCCUCGCGCUAUGCAUGAGGACAUGCAGCAUCCACUAAAACCCAAUAGGAAAGCAUGGAUUCAGUGUGUUCCGGGGGUUGUCCUAAUGCGAUCGCAGGGCUCGUUGCACCUGUGCAUUAGGCUCUGACAUUGGGGGGGCAAAGGUGGAUUCAGGUAAGUGACAAAAGGCGGGGGCGCUGGAGGUGGGGAGGGACGUGAGUGAAGGGGGCUCUAUAUAGGCUAGGAAUACAACAUUUUUCUAGUUUGAGUGCUGACAUUAUUGGAGUUUUUCACUACUGGUGGGGAAAUAUUUUGAGAAUAAGCAGCUGAACAACCUCUUAGAGAGUUCUUCUAUUUCCUUAUCACUUAGUCUUCAGCAUAGAAUUGAAAUGAUUAUUAGCUAGAAGAGCAACUAUAUUCUUAAAUAGAAAUAUCUCAAACUCUAUGUAUUUGCUAGCAUUUUUGUUAACCCCAUUUAAGCACGUUUUCUACGCUCUUUCAGUAGAGCACAACUAACUGUACCCAUGACAGGUUCAUUUUAAGCAUUAGAAAUGAUAUGCUAUGAGGACAAAUUGGACAAAAUAUGUAUUUUUAAUCUAGAAAAAUAAUAUCCAUAAGGUGCUAUUAGUUCUAUGAUGCUAAUACUUUCAUAUCCAACUAGAUUAUGUGUUAUUAAUAGUGUUAUUGGCUUUUACUAAGUUGUAAUGUGUAAAUAUUUAACAUUAUUAUUUGUAUAGUCUGUGUUUUGUCAAGUUGUGCUUCUCUGGUAAUGAUUUGUGCCAAGUUAUCUGGUUACAUAUGUUCAGUGAUGAAGGUAUUUAAGUAAAUAUUAAAUCUUUGGUCAGUAAAUAUUAAAUUUACUGACCAAAGAGGCUGACACUGAAGAGACUGAAAUUGGUAUAGGUGGGUACAAUCCUUUAAAGGAUUUCAGUUUUGUCAGGGUUUAAUGCAUUUUAAGUAAAUCAUAUUUCCUUUAGGAUAAGGACAUUAAUGAAGCUACCAAUCACAUUAAAGAGUUUACAUCACGGUUUAAAGAUUUGGAAGCAUCAUUGCGAGAGACCAGGAAUGGGGAAGCAUCUGCUAUCAAGGAAGCUGAAGAGCUAAAGCCUAGGUUGAAAGGACUGAAGAGAGAAAUUGACAAACUGAAGGGUAGGACUUUCAUCCCCAAAAUGUAAAACCAUUUUUGAGCUUUUGACAUUGUAAAGAUACAUACCUUUGCAUUACACCACUCAACUGGUGCCACUGCCUACCCAAGUGAGCCUCCCAGCAGCUACUCACCCUCAGAGAAUUACACCAGUGUUUCUGGCAUCAGAUGUGGUAGCACCCUUUUGUGACAUGAAGCCACACCCACUGCAUGUCAUCAUCAUGUCAUUGCUAAUGCCACUCCCCUUUUGGGGCGUGGUUUUCAAGGACAUGCCCUCAUGCCUAUAAAUACUUGGGCUUUUCAUCUGUUCAGUGCCCUGUUGUGGUUUUCUUAUGAUUUCAAUAGUUUUCCUGAGUAUCUGAUUUCCUGGUUAUCUAUCUUGGCUUGUCUGACUACUCUGAUUUCUGGUACUUUUUGACCUGGCUUGGCUUAUCGAUACUGUGUUUUCUGGAAUCCCUGUCCUCUGCUUGUUUUCCUUGACUAAAUAAUAGUAGAGAAAUAAAACCUCUUUCCUGGUACGCGUAGGUUUUAUUUCUCUACUAUUUCCUGGUACGCGUAGGUUUUAUUUCUCUACUAUUAUUUAUUUAUUUCCUUUCUAGCUUUUAUGGGGGCUUUCUUUUACCAGUAGAGAUCCUGCUUGUUCACCAUCUCUAUUUCUACCCAUCUGUCUCCACUCCCCAGGGUCAGUUUGUUCUGCCCACCAUUCACAGUUGUUUUCCUUGACGCUGAUAUUUCACCUGCUCAAGGCAUUGCGUAAAGCUCUGCCACUUUAAGGUCCGGUAAUACGCUACUGCCCUUUGAUCCUCUUGAUUAAAAUCGGUUUAAACUCCUCCAUAUUAUGAAUAUGGGGAAAGGUUUGCAAUGUUUCAUACAAAGUAUAAAGGUAAGGAAUUCUGCAUAGCUAUUUUUGCAUUUUGCUAUAUAUAAUGCAACUACAUGCACUGGACAUAUAUGAACAUCUACUAUUCUAGGUGCACACAAACAAUUGCUUAUUUUCCCAAAUGACCAUGCAUGUUUUAUUCAAUUAUAUUAUUAGCAUGAAAAGUUACAAAUUAUAUUAUGAAAUAUACAGUAUUUCAUUGGUUAAUGUUUGCAAUUACAAAGUGUUUGAUACAAUAAUUAACUUUUCUUCUGUUCAGAUUUAUUUAAAAACAGCACGGGGGAAACCUACAGACAUCUAGCCCCAGUUGCUGGAACCUGGGAGUAUGCCAGUCAUUUUAAUUGUUUCUUAAAUGUAUUGAUUGCCAUCCUUCUUAAAGGCAGUUCCUGUGUCACUAAAUGUAUUCUACCAACUAUUUAUUUUCACAGCACUGCAGACUAUAUUGUUGCUUUAAAACUGUACAUUUAAUAGUUUUCCUUAUAUAAUUUGUGUUUUUUAAGAUAUUCUGAACCAAAAGACUGUAGAGAAUAAUGAACAGAGGGAGGAAAUCAUUCGACUUAAGCAGGAGAUCACCUACUGGCAAGCUGAGCAGGCUUUUACAGGUGAGUAAAGUAAUUCUAUGAGAGUUUUUCCAAAUCCGUUAUUUUCAGAUUCAGUUUUGCUAUUGAGAUUUAUUUUAGAGAAUGAGAGGUAUUGAGCACUGUAUGUGGUGUCCAAUGGGAGAGCAGGACGCCUCUGUAUGCUGUGGUGGCAGAGACAGCUUUAGCCCUUGCUCUCUGAGUUCUGUAUUCAGGCAAUAGACUAUAAGAUGCCUCAUCAAAUCACUGCCUCUUAGCAUUGUUUCAGGAUGCAGCAUGGGAGUGAGAGGCACCAGAGCACAUAGAGCAAUACAGGUAGAUCUUCCAAACCAUUAGUAGAGAGACACAUUUUGUGAGGUAGGUUCCAUUUCUGUGUUGGCAUAGCAACCUGACUCCAGGGAUCAUAGCCAGACAUUAUAUAUUUCAUAGUAACUACAGACUGGUCUGUGAAGAAGUUUGUGUUAACACCAGUAAAGAUUAACUAGUAAAUACAUAAUCUUGGUAAAAUUCUGGAAUAGAACUGCCUAUGUUACUCUAGCACUGAAAACUCUUUGGUUGGUACGUGGGACAUUACAAUAUGUAAUCUGCAUAUUAGCACAUCGUGUGAUGGAAAAUUAGAUAUGUCUAUUUACCUUUGAAUAAUAUUUUAAUAUCUAUCUUAGUUUAUGUUUUGCUUGUGUGUUUGCUAUAGCUGAGAGGGAGAAGCGGAAAGAUCAACUAAUUCUGUUGGCAAAAUCAAAACAAGAUAGAUCAGAUGCUGAACUUCAAAACCUGCGACAGGUAGGAUUGUUUAUACACCUGUGAAAACACAUAAAGUUCCCAGGAUACAGUGAGAGAUAACUUUGGUGCAAAUAUAUACUAAUCAUGAUAAGCAAUGUUCAAGCUUUUUUUUUUUAAUGUUGUACAAAUACAUUUUUCGCUCACAAGGGGAGGCCUUCUUGUUACCUUAUUCACUAUGAUUUGUAAGUAUGUUAAUAAGAGAACUUUACUGUUUGAAACCAUUCUGGUAGCAUGCAGCUUAGGUGCAAUUCAUUCAGAAACACCAUGUUUGAGAACAGGCCUUAGUUAACAGCAUCAUCAAUGCCACUGGGCCACGUCUGUGCACUUCAUAUUGUUUGAAUUCCAUGUGAAAGUUUACUGGAAGACCAUUUAGAGAUCUUACAAUAUAGUACCAUGAUUACUCAUGUAGCCAUAAUAAGGUAACUUUGAUCACUAAUGUAGAUAUCAUGGCAAUGUAGAGUAUGCUGGAAUAUGUAUUUGCCCUAGAAAGAACAGAGUUUGCCACUUAUUGCUUCUAAACGUCAUGUCUAUAAGUGUAUCAUUACAGCUGCAAAAUUAACCACAAAACAAAAACAUGACACAUGUGCCCUCAAACAUCUAGGCCAGUAUUAUGAGCCAAACUGAAAAGCUCAAGCAUCCACAGACUAAUAUUGAAUUUGCUCCAAAAGCUUCUCCCAAUAUCCAGUCCUUGUUGGUGGUUGGUUUAGAGAUUUUAUAGCAGGUUUUAGUUCAGAUUUAUCAGACAACAUUAAUUUGUAUAGUCGUAUUUAGGUUCCUUGGAGCAUGGAGUAAUUUUUUUAAAAGCGUGGGAAUACCAGAGAUUCUUAAAGGGACACAAUAGUCACCAAAACAACUUUAGCUUAAUGAAGCAAUGUUUGUGUAUAGAUCAUGCCUCUGAAGUUCCACUGCUCAAUUCUCUGCCCUUUAGGAGUUAAAUCGCUUUUGUUUCUGUUUAUGAAGCCUUAGCCACACCUCCCCUGGCCAUAACUGACACAGCCUGCAUGAAAACAAAAUAGGUUUUCAAUCAGAUGUAACUCACUUCAAAAGGUUUUAUUUCCUGCUAUUUAAAUUGAACUUUAAUUACAUACAGGAGGUUCCUGCAGGGUCUAGCAAGCUAUUAACAUAGCAGGACCUAAGAAUAAGAAACCAGAAUUUGCAAUAAAGGAAAUUUAAACAUUAAAUGUUUCUUUACAUGAAGUGUUUAGGAAAGCAGUGUACGUCACAUGCAGGGAGGUGUGCCUAAAGCUGCAUAAACAAAGUGCUUUAACUCCUAAAUUGCAGAGAAUUGAAUAGUGGGACUGCAGGGGUAUGAUCUAUACACCAAAAGUGCUUAAUUAAGCUAAAGUUGUUUUGGUGAUUACAGUGUCCCUUUAAAUAAUGUACAAUAAAGAUAUUAACACCAGAAAAUAUAUUAUCUGUGAAUGAAAGCUAAUCUUUCUUGACAGGGACCACUUUGAAUAUAUGAUGCUUGAAGUGCAAUGAUUUAUUUGUAAUUAAAGUAUUUAUUGAAUAGUUUUUAAUACAGCAAGAAAAAAAAAAGUAAUUAGUCACAUUUACAUAUGUGCCAUAAAACUAUUUGAAACAGAGCAUAUUUCAGCUCAGAUAUUCAUGUCCAGGAGGUAUGAACAUAAGAACCACACCUCAAAAAUAGAAGAGACAUGUUAGAAGACGGAGAAGGAACAAGAGAAGAAAAGAAAGGAGAGGGAGGAAAGAAAGAAGGAAUAAUGGCAGGGAUUUCUUAAACUACAUGAUAUAAGUGGCUUUCCAUGCAUAACUUGGCACAUGAUAUAAAUCACUGCGACCCCCAUGAUGUCAUGUCUGCUGGCCUGUACGGGUGAAUGCACAAAUAUGUUACCAUGAAACAACUGCCCAUGCAUGCAUGUAUAGCAUUUUAGAAAAAGAUGCAUGCACGCUAGGGAUCUUGGGAAGAUGGCAGCACCAGCACAUGGAAGUGUUGAGGAGGUAAGUCUGUAGUGUAUUAUGUACUUACCUCCACUCCACUCAUUUCUUCAGUAGAGUUUAUUCUGGGAAUAAAAAGAAUAAACAUCACUGGCAGAGAACUAACAGCUUAACUUUUCACACUCUAAACACCAUAGCAACCUACCUCAUGGUAUAGGUAAUGAUACAAUGAGGUCCUUGCACACGGUGGCUUAUAACUACCGAUAUUUGCUGGAAAGGGAUUUUACAAUAUAUAAGGUCAGACCCCAUAGACCAGAUUAGGUGGUUAGUGAUCUUCCUAUUCUGGAAGGGAGCUGUCUGCUUCUGCCGCUUGCCUGUGAAAGAGCAGCUGCUUAACCAACGUUUUUGUUGUACUUUUUUUUUCAUUGCGUUUAUGCAUUAGCUAUAUGACACAUUAAAAAUAGUGGUUACUACCUGUUUUGGGUCUUAUUUCCUUCUGUUAAAGAAGCAAACAUUAUAAUAUUAGUGGUUGGUACCACUUUUAAAUAAAGUUUUAUUUUGCCAACAUAUUAACCCUUCUUAUAAGCUUACAGAUUAAUUUGAGUGUAACCUUUAUAGUUUGCUAUUUUUGUCUGACAUAAUGUGUCUUAUGCUCGUUCUUCAGGUUUAUAUGAAACAGCACAAUGACCUACAGUUUCUCCACCUGAGUUUGGAGAGCUCCCAGAAUUUAAUGCAGAAUCAAGGACAGAAAGCUGAUACAAGGUAAUUACUUUCUGAAGAUUUCUUAAUAUACAGUUAUUCACUAUUUCAUUCUUUUCAGCUUUCAUUCACAGAUAAUAUAUUUUCUGGUGUUUAUAUCUUUAUUGUACAUUAUUUAAAGAUGUAACAGCAUAGUCAAAUGUGAAACGUAUGUAAUAAAUCUGUAACAUACAUCUUUCAUAUGUUUGCAGAUGGUUUUAUUAUAAUUUUUAUUAUUAUAAUUCCUUUAAUAAAUGUUUCUGGUUGGCAUCAAUUAGACAGUCUAACAGUCUUGCAUUGUGUGCUGUCAAGUGACUGGUCAGAUCUGAAACUUGGAAAUAUUUUUUUAAGGAUAAAUAUUUUUACCAUUUUUUUCAAAAGUCAUCUUUGGCAACAGUUGUCCUCUUUUUUUCAUUCACUUUGAAUUUCUUACAAUAAGUUGUAGUUAUCGUGGGUAGUUAUCAGAUGUAGUCCUUCUGACUGAUGAGUAAGUGAACGUCUUUGUGACAGAGCUCCUAUACUCCGACUGAGUACCUCUGCCCAGUCCGCUUCCUAGCCGCUUGCAGUGACCCUGGAACGUUUCUGCCCCAGUCGCCGAAGCUUGAGGUCGGAAGACUCUGUCACUGGAAUCCUUAAAUAUCCACACAGGACACCCAGUUCCAAAUGGAACUAACAUGCAAUACUUUUAAAUCGGAACUGGCCCAUAUGUUCAUUACAGCCUCCACAGCCAAAUCCACCUAGUUAAUUCCAAUCAUUAACAAGAGAGGAGGGCACACAAACAUUUAACACUAAACAAUUAUCUUACACACACCCUGCACAUACAAAAGGCACAGGAUGACUUAAACAUAGGAAUCAUCCAGGAAUCUAAUUGAAGUGUCCAUCUUAUGCUCCCAGUGAUGGUGACUACCGUCACAGUCAAAAAUAUACAUAAUAGUAAGAUAGAGAGCAAAAUAAAGCAUACAUCAGAAGAAGAUAUGAUUAUGAAACUCCUUUGGCAAGCAAAAGAAUUAAAGCAGCACUGUCAAUCGAUUCCUCUUCUCUCUCUCUGUCAGAAUCUGUUCAUUUCUUCCUGUAGGGGCUAUUUGUCUUAUGGAGGUUUCCUACGCCUGACCAUCAAUGACCAGCGAAGGAGCAAAGUGUGCUCCGUUUCCUAUGGUCACAGAAAUUUUCUCAAAAUCCUUACCUUUCCUCCGUGAUCUCGUGAUGCCUCCUGUCAUUAUUCCCGAAUGUCCUGUCAUUUAGACAGAAUUAGAGAUCGACCGAUAUUGAUUUUUUAGAGCCAUUGCCGAUACCGAUAAUCUGUUAACUUUCAGGCCGAUAGCCGAUAACUUGCCGAUAUUCUGUACAUUUACCAUUUUGAAAAAAUAAACUAUUUCUAAAAGGUAAACGCACAAAAUAUUAGAGCCACAUGCACUGGAUGCAGUGUGUUUAGACAGUGGAGCUGUGUAUAUUUGUGUAGUGUAUAUAUAAUGAAUGCAGGGUGUGUUUGUGUAGUGUGUAUAGUUAAUGUGACUGUGUGGUGUGACUGUGACUGUGUGGUGUGUAUAUAAUGAAUGCAGAGUGUGUGUUUGUGUAGUGUGUGGUGUAUAAAGGGAAUGCAGUGUGUGUGUGUAGUGUGUGUAAAGUGAAUGCAGUGUUUAGUGUGUAUAGCGAACGCAGUGUGUGUAUAGUGAAUGCAGUGUGUUUGUAUAGUGUGUGUAUAUAAUGAAUACAGUGUGUAGUGUGUGUGUAUAUAAUGUAGUGUUUGUAGUGUGUCUGUGUAUAUAUAUAAUGCAGUGUUUGUAGUGUGUGUAUAUAUAAUGCAGUGUUUGUAGUAUGUGUGUGUAUAUAAUGCAGUGUUUGUAGUGUGUGUGUGUAUAUAAUGCAGUGUGUGUAGUGUAUAUAAUGUAAUGUGUGUGUGUAUAUAAUGCAGUGUGUGUGCGCAUUAAACACACACACACACUACAUUAUAUAGACACACUGCAUUAUAUACACACACACACUAAAUUAUAUAGACACACUACACUAUAUACACACUCUGCGUUAUAUACAGAGUGUGUAGUGUGUGUGUAUAUAAUGCAGUGUGUGUGUGUGUUUUCCUGAAGGGAUGUGAUUUGUGUAAAAUGGGGGGGAAGGCAAUUUUUUAUUUUAAUUUUUAAUGUUUGUUUUAUUUUUUUUAAUAUUUAUGUUUAUUUGAAUUUUUAAUAUUUGUUUAUUUUAAUUUUUAAUAUUUAUGUUUAGAUUUUUAUGCUUAUUUUUAACAUUUAUGUUUUAUUAUUUUUGUUGUCCCCCCUCCCUGCUUGUUACCUGGUCAGGGAGGGGGGAUAUGACAGUCCCUGGUGGUCCAGUGGCAUUGGCUGAGCUGGGGGGGGCCGCAGGUAGCGUUUACUUACCUCCCCUGCAGCUCCUCCAGCUCCCAGUGUAAAUCUCGCGGCCCUUAGUGCCGCGCAGAGCGUUGCCAUGGUAACCCGUGGCAACGCUCUGACGGCCGCGGGUCUCGCGAGACUUACACUGGGAGCUGGAGGAGCUGCAGGGGAGGUAAGUAAACGCUACCUGUUGCCCCCCCCAGGACCGCCGGGCUUGUAAUGAGCCUGGCGGUCCUAGGAGGUAUUAUCGGCAAUAUCGGUAUCUCUAUUGGCCGAUACCGAUAUUGCCGAAAAUACCGAAUAUCGGCCGAUUAUAUCGGUAAAACCGAUAAUCGGUCGAUCCCUAGACAGAAUGCCAGCGAAACUACCAAAUUUCAUCCUAACAGAAUGAGAACAGUUUCUCCAUUCGUGUUAGGAUGCAAUUCGGGACUUUGUUUGGAUCGGAAUUUCAUUAAUGACUAUGGGGAGGUACCUAUUGUCCUCCCCCACCCGGCCCCACCCAUGGGCGACGAGUGGGGGCUAAAUGUAAUCCCCCCAGGUGACUAGGGGUCCCCAAGCCCCUAGUCACCUCUCCCAUCCCAAUUUCUUUUUAAUAAAGAUCUACCUACCCCCCUCAACCUAAAAAUAGUAAUGGGGGGACAAGAAAACUAAAUACAUGUAAAUAAAAAAUAACUUACCAUUUGAUGUCUUUUUUCUAAAAUCUUCUUUUUACAGACUCAAAAAAGGCCAAAUAAAUAUCCAUAAUUCCCGUCGCAACUGUUUCAAUAAAAACAAACAAAAAACCUGACGCUAGAAAAGUAAUCCAUUUUCACCCAGCGAGGGCUCUGCACAGACUGAGCUCCACAGGGCAGAAAAGGCUUAUAAAGCCUACCCACGCCCUGCGUGACUUGGAGCACUCUGAUUGGUUGAUUCCAAGCCAACCAAUCAGAGUGCUCUGACAGGUAAAUAAAGAGACUGACAGGUAAGUCUCUACAUUUACCAGUCACAGCACUCUGAUUGGUUGGCUUGAAAUCCAACCAAUCAGAGUGCUCUGUGUCAUUUUACACAGCGUGGGAAAGUUCUUUGACAUUUUCCCAUGCUGUGUAAUUUGACUCAUAACACUGUGAUUGGUUGCUUUCAAUUUGAUGGGUGGGUGCCGGUUGGUAGGACAAUAGGUCGUGUCCCCCCAUUUUCAUUUAGGGCCCCAUCCGCCGCUUAUGGGUGGGGCCGGGUGGGGGACACAGUAGGUCCCCUCUCCCCAUUUUAGGUGUAUUAAUGAAUAGAUUAAAUUCCCGUUCGCAUGCCCAGGUAUUUAACUGGGCAUGCUCUGUAAUUUCACAGUGCUAUCUGGUGUGGGCAGAUGACGUGUCCCACAGGGACUUCAUCUACUCACACAAAGAUGGCGGUGCCCAGGACCUAGGUACGGGCACGAAAUAAAGAUGCAAAGAUAGUUAAGAUGGGGGGCUUAGGGGCAUUUGGGGGUGACUAGGAGGACAAUUAGAUGUAGUGGAGUCGGGAGGGGGUUUUAAAAAAAAACAACAAAAAAAACGAUAUUCGGCCAUGACUGUGCCACUUUAACUAUCUUUCAGGAUAGGUAACUCAACACACAGAAUAAGAUCACACAAGUACAGGAAAAAUAGUAUUUAGCAGUAUUUGUUACCAGACCUAGGAGUGGACAAGCUUAACAAGGGGUAGAAAUGUCAAAUAACAGGAGACUAAAUCGAUAGACAAGCCAAGUUCAGGGAUACAGAGCACAAGGUGGUCGAAACAAGCCAAGAUCAAUAGUUAGGAAUCAGAGUACAGAACACAUGCAGUCAGGGAUAACCAAACUAGAAAUCAAAACAGGGCACUGAACAGAUGUAAAGCUCAAGUAUUUAUAAGCCUGGGGGUGUGUCUUUGAUAGCCACGCCCUCAAAAUGUGAGUGUAGACAGACGUGAUGAUGAUGUCAUGAAGUGAGCCGGGCUUAAUUACACAAAAUGGGCGGAAAUACUGCGACUGGCUUCACAUAUGCUGGAAAAGGUAUCUGAUGGUCUUAAACUGAUGUGGUACCUGCUUGGGGAGGUAAGGGCACCAGGUGAGUGCUGUAGAGCAAGGGUAUGUAUCCUUACACUUUCCGAGAUUUCACAUGCAAAUGGCUAACAGAAAAAAAGAACCCAAAAAACUAUUCCAGACCAUAAUCAACAACUCUCAACAACUAAUUGCUGGAUGGAUUUUGCCAGCUGCCUACUUGAAUGCAGCUUCAUCAGCAAAUCCUUUUCCUUCAUUCUGCUCCACCAUUGUCAGAGAACUGCAUCAGAUCUAGAGAUCGUGUUGACUUAAUUAGCUGUUUCCUUUCAGGCAAAUUUUGCGGAUCUCGGCACAGGCAUCCACCAUAUUGGUGCCUGUGUACAAGACUUCGAAGGAAUACAGGGAACAAACUUAUAUGCAAAUAGCAGCAUUAUAAUCACUGCCGAACUCUCCUUUCAAAUUUAUUAUUUCCAAAAAUAUAAAGAGGAUAUAAAUGACUAGACAGAGAUAACAAUUUAAGGAUCAGAAGUGUAGCGGAGCUACUAUACCCUGGCUGGGUAUCUCUGCUGGAGUAUCCCUCAAGCUGGAAGAAAGAGCUGAUAAGUGUUUUCCCCACACAUCAGACGACACCUGAUGUUGGGACAAUGACAAUCUUUUUUGGCACAAGGAGAUCUUUUAUACACAGACAGAGGGUUUCCAUUGUUAACAUAGCUAGUCCCUCCCUGGUGUCUCUGUGUAUGGGAGAUUAUUUAGUGAACUCUUGAUAAAAUAUUUAUCUCCUGGAUACAUUGACAAAACAACCCCCAACAACCCACAAGUCAUACACCAUUGUAAAAGGUCUGGUCCAAGGGCCCAUUCCUUCAAAAGAGCAUUUGGAUCCAUAAGGAUUUGGGGAAACGCCACCGGAUUAAAAGCCAUUUUACAGGAGCUCUUGUGCAGUGGAAAAAAGGAAGCUCCCCCUGGCUUUCAGUGAGGGAUGGGUCAACAGUGUCCAUUGUACUUUCCCUCCAAUUAGCUCUACAUAAUCUACCUUCCACUUUUUUUUUUUUUAAAGAGAGCAAAGGUGGAAAUCUACCACAGGAGAAAUUCAUAAUGACCAUAUUUACUUAAGAUAAUAUAGAUCCUUGAUAGCACUUUUUUCAACAGUGAACCUAAUAGAUACUUUUCUUUGCCUUAUUGUUCUAGUGAUGGUUCAUUAGAUCUUAAUUCCUUGUCUCUGAGUACUCCUGAGGUAGAUGGGAACCUAUUAAAUGCUCAGAACCUUCACGACAAUCUUCUUCCCGAACUGAAGCUUCCAUUAAUGCAAUCAACACUCAAAGACUCAGUAUUUCACAGAAGCCAAGUAAGUAAACGCAUAAUCAAAUAUUUACUUAUGGGUUUCUUUUGCAUACACGUCUUGCACAUGAUUCUUUGUGUGUUCAUAUCAACUGCUUUGUAAAUAGCCCUGGACAUUUGUGAAUUUACCAUUAGAUUUUGUUUUAAAGGAACACUAUAGGGUCAGGAACACAAACAUGUAUUCCUGACCCUAUAGUGUUAAACCCACCAUUUAGGUGGCCUGCCCCCCCUCAGGCCCCUUCAAAGGAAUUAAAACUCACCUUAUUUCCAGCGCCACACGGGUCCGCCGGCACUGGCCCCACCCCCGCCCCGGCUCCUUGAUGACAUCAUCAGAAUUGCAGAUUUUUAGCCAAUCCAAUGCUUUCCCAUAGUCAGCACUUCUUCAUAGAGAUGCAUUGAAUCAAUGCAUCUCUAUGAGUAAAAUUCAGCAUCCACCUUGCAGAGCGUGGAGACGCUGACCAGCAGUGCUGCUUACUGUGCAGCACUGCCCCAGGAAGCAUGUCCAGUGGCCAUCUGAGGAGUGGCAACUUGGAGGUGUCCCUAGGAGCAAUGUAAACACUGUCUUUUCUCCGAAAAGGCAGUAUUUGCAUGAAAAUUCCUGAAGGCAAUGAUUAUACUAUACAUUAAGCUGUAGUUGUUGUGGUGAAUAUAGCGUCCCUUUAAGGUAGAGAGAUUUCUAAUUAACAUUAUCAAAACGUCAUCCAAUAGCGAUUCUAAUUUGUAGGAUUGUUUCUAUUAACAGUGGUUAUGUAACAAGUUUAUGAAAAUUAGAAAGAUUUGUAAGAUUUGUGUUGUUUUAGAUAAAAAAAAAGUUACAUGUUUUAGAUAUAUGAAAUCUAAUCAAUUUAUUAUUCAUCUGGUUAGAAGUGCGGGCUAGACCUCGAACCCCACAUCUCCUUCUAAUGUUCCUCUUUACAGACACACAGAUUGCAAAUACACCACUCUCCUCUUGGUCUCCAGCCUUUUAUUUUUGUUCUCUAAAAUGUUCACUAUAAUAUGUAAUUAAUGUUCUGACCUCUUCCUUGGCAAUCUCUGCUAUUUCUACCCACUUGCUUUAAAGCAAUACCUUUUUCUUUUUUUUGAGCUUCUCCUUGAAAAUUUCAUUGAUCAGCUUACACUGAAUAUUACACAGCCAAAUGAGUGAAUGAUUUUCUAUCCUUGAACUAAUUUUCACAAUGGCAUAGUGAGCAUUAGAAUCUUACCUAAAAUCAGUCCUAAGUUGGCAUUACAUAUUUCUGUUUCAUCAAGAAAUCUUGUCCAUAAUUUAACACAAUCCACUUAAUGAGUUAGGAGGACUAUUUUGUCAAACAUGAUUUACAGCAAGUUCUACAAUGGAUGUUGUUUACAGCAACUCAAAACAUUUUGAUCUCGUGGAGCCUGUUGAUAAUUUAUUUAUUUUUUUAAAUGUGGGCGCAGGCCUCCACCUAUGUUCCUUACUCCAGCAGUUCCCAAAGUGUGUGCCGUGGCACCCUGGGGUGCCACAAAAUGUUUCCCUGAUCCUAUUAUUUCUAGCACCGGGUAAACAUUACUACUAAACAGGGGCCCGGUCGGGUGCCGCGGUCCUUUAAGACUGUGACCGGGCAACUGUAAUGUCGGCCGGCUGGGAGGAAGUGACAGCCUGUCAAUUCCUCCCAGAGUCAUGCAGGGAGAGAGCGCGGGAGGGAGACAAGGCAGCCACAGCAGGAGGGGAGAGGAGCACGAAGAGCUUCAGACCCCUCACUCCCACCAACCAGCAGCCGGACUCCAAGCCACCCUCCUGGACACACAAGGUAAGCUAACAGGAGGGUGGCUGGAGAUAUUAAAAAGAUCACUUGUGUGAGUGUGUGUGUGUGUGUAUAUGUGUGAGUAUGUACACACGGUGUGUAGCUGCACGUCAUGGAAGAGGGCUGGAGGCUUGGAGCCCCGAGCUGCAACACGCCAUAUCCACGCUGCGUGUAUGGCGAGAAAUGCUAAAUGGCAGGGGAAGCCUAACAGACUAAAAACCCAAGAUCGACAUAGGUGAACGGGGAUGUAAUCUCCUGCUGCAAUCUGUCCUGUCCUAAUGUGUUUUACACCCCACCUCCUAUAGAAUGUAAGCUCGAUUGAGAAGGGUCCUCUUCAACCUAGUUUUAUUUAAUUUUUUGUAAUUGUCCCAUUUAUAGUUAAAUCCCCCUCUCAUAAUAUUGUAAAGCACUACGGAAUCUGUUGGCGCUAUAUAGAUGGCAAUUAUAAUAAUACGGAAAGGUAUCGAAUGGAGACAGAAUAAAGAAACCGGCAACGGGCACCUCAAAAAGGAGAAACCUGCAGUGGCUAGUGGAGCUGCAACAACAUACUUGGACAAAUUAAGAGUCUUAAAAAAAAAAGUGUGAGUAACCACUAAAUUUCCUCAUUAUUAUAUUUCAGAAUAACUGGCAUUUUUGUAACACCAUAAAAGGUGCAGGACCCCCCUGGGCCGCUCGAGCCUCCAUAGCAUUCCUCCAGGAGACCCACUUCAGGGGUGGGGCGGGACCCCUUCUUCGAGACCAGAGGUUUCCGACUGGAUACUUCGCGAACCAUCAGCUGGCAAAGAAGGCAGGGGUGGCGAUACUCAUUGCGCAGCACGUGCCGUUCAGCUGUGUGGAGACCAAGGCGGACCCGAAUGGCCGCUAUCUAUUCCUAAAAGGCACGAUAGCUGAUAGGACAUACACACUGGCGUCCAUAUACGCCCCGAACACGGGCCAGCACCGCUUUCUCUCCAGGAACCUCCGGCUACUAGACCAGUUCAGGGAGGGGGUCCUUAUUGUAGCAGGUGACAUCAAUGUCCCUCUGGACCCACGCAUGGACACCUCAAGGGGACACAGCUCACACUCGGGCCUAUGUAUCCGAAUGGUGGGCAAGGCGCUGCGUGCCACGGGAUUGGCCGAUACCUGGAGAGUUCUCCACCCGGAAGACAGGGACUUCUCCUUCUACUCGCAAGUGCAACACGGCCACAGCCGCUUAGACUAUAUCUUGAUUGCUCAGGAAUAUCUACACCUUCUCCAGUCUUGUGACAUCCAAACAGCGGUCUGGUCAGACCACGCCCCAGUCCUGACUACGAUCCGCUCACCUCUGUUUAAACCCAGUUGUAGACAAUGGAGGCUGAAUGAACAAGUCCUUGAGGACCCCCUACUUCAAGCGGAAACGAGAGCGGUUCUCUCUCAAUACUUCGCGGACAACCAUGCUCAGGACACCUCGCCCCAGAUAAGAUGGGAGGCCCACAAAUGCGUUCUGCGGGGUCAUUUCAUAAAGCUCUGCUCGCGACGCAAAAGGGAACAAAACGCUAGAUUGAAAGACCUCUAUGCCCGAGCUUCGCAGUUAGACCAGACGCACAGGUCAGACCCGACGGAGGACAAUUACCGAUCUUUACUGGAGGCGAGGAAAGAACUGAAGAGCCUGCUAUCCAGGACCCUCUCGUAUAUGCUCCGUAAAUCCCGCAGAUUCUUUUAUGAAUAUUCCAACAAAUGUGGGCGCCUGCUCUCUAGAAUGCUAUAAAAGAAGCGCCGAAUGUCCCAAAUAACCACCCUGCAAAAGGCGAAUGCGCCCCCUGUACGCAGGCCGGAUGGCAUAAUGGCGGAAUUUCAGGAGUUCUACACCAAACUAUACAACCUGCCGGGGGACUCUGGGGAGGGGGCUUCCCGACAGCGCCUAGAUGGGAUUCGGGAAUAUCUGGAACAGCACGUGACCCGGAAGCUCACGCAGGCUCAGGCCGAAAACCUCGAUGCCCCCAUCACCUUGGAAGAGCUCUCAGGAGCCCUCAAGGCCGCGAAGAUGCAUAAAGCCCCAGGACCGGACGGCUUUCCCGUGCGAUACAUACGCACCUUCGGGGAGAUUCUCCUGCCGGAGCUGCUGGAGUGCCUCAACUCCAUUUUGGAGGGUGGGAGGUUCCCUGAGGAUACCCUCAUGGCUACAGUGGCAAUGGUGCCGAAAGACGGGAAAGACCCUACCUCGUGUGCCGGUUACAGACCUAUCUCUCUACUCAAUGCGGAUCUCAAGCUAUUCACGAAGAUUCUAGCCCGCAGAGUGGGGGUGGUGGCUCCAGACCUGGUUCACCCAGAUCAGACCGGGUUCAUCCCGGGGCGUGAGGCAAAGGAUAAUACCAUCAGGGCCCUCAACCUCAUACAUGCCACCAAGGGAACAGCAGGCGGGGGCCUCCUGCUCUCCACGGAUGCCGAGAAUGCUUUUGAUAGAGUACACUGGCAGUUCCUGAGGGAGACCCUACGGGUAAUGGGCUUCGGCCCCAACAUUCAGACCUGGAUAGCUGCCCUAUAUGCGACCCCAAGUGCCCGCCUGCGGAUAAACGGCGCCCUGUCCCCAGUUUUUUCAAUUGCCAAUGGGACGCGGCAGGGAUGCCUCCUGUCCCCCCUCCUGUUUGCCCUCACGCUCGAACCAUUUUGGCGGCGGUCAGACGGGACGGGGGUAUCACGGGGUUCACUGUGGGAGGCGUUGAGCAUAGGGUAGCUGCAUACGCAGAUGACCUGCUAUUUUUUAUUGCAAACCCGUUGGUGACACUGCCAAAUCUACUUCGGGCCUUCCGGGUCUAUGGGGCGCUCUCCAACUUCAAACUGAACACGGACAAGUCCGAGGCGAUGCCGCUUUGUCUACCCCCAGACCUGACGUCCCAACUGAGGGCGAAUUUCCCCUUCAGAUGGUGCCCACAGCGCAUUAAAUACCUUGACAUCUGGCUGAUGACGGACUUGACCAGAUUGUUCCCCGACAACUUCCUGCCCCUCUUGGCGACACUUGGGAUGGACAUGAAGAGAUGGGGCGCGACUUGUGUGUCCUGGUUUGGGACGUACCCGACACCGAUAAGCAAUGGGUCCACCUAGAACGCGCACAAGUCAGAGAGCGCAUACCUUGGGUCACGUGGCUACUACGGCCCAUACAGACGAGGGACAUCCGGAGGCACCCGCUCAUAGGGGCAACUCUGCAAGUGUGGGCUACUAUCCGCUACAGGUUGGGCCUAACGACUAGUCCAUCCCCGCUACUCCCGGUGAUUUACAACCCCGAGAUUGCUGGAGGGCUGGCGCCGAGAGACAUCACAGGCAUAGGAAGCCCGGACAAACCAUACUUAGGGGACUGGUGCGCGGAGGGACAGCUGAAACCCCUGGAAGCCCUGGCCCCCAUGAUGCCCUUACCUGGGCUGACUCGAUUCAGAUACCAACAAGUUCGGCAUUUUUACCAAUCUCUACCGGGCAAACAGCUGGUACAUAGGGAGCUGACCGGCUUCGAAUCCCUCUGCGCGGAGGGGAGGCGCAUACCUAAGGGGGUCUCCACACUGUACUCCAUGCUGCUGAAUGCAGCUCGGAGCCCCCCGGCACCAUACCAAUCUAACUGGGAACGAGCCACGGGUGUCACUCUCGCGGACUCAGACUGGGAGAAGAUACACACCCUCACGCACCAAGGUACGACCAGUGCGAAACUGCAAGAGAUGAACUAUAAGCUCAUGACAGGGUGGUAUCGGACGCCCUCACAACUCUUUCGGAUGGGCCUGUCGCCAACGGCCAGAUGUUGGAGAUGUGAGUCCGAAGACGGCACGGACCUGCACAUUUGGCGGUCCUGCCGUCUCAUCGUACCCUUCUGGCAACAAAUACACACGAAAUUACGAGAGCUACUGGACUCCCGAUGCAGCCUCUACCGAUGCUCCUCCACCACACUACGAUGCCCAUGGGGGCAUACAAGAGAUCGCUGACGAGACACUUCUUGAAUGCCGCCAAGAGCCUGAUCCCGGCUCGCUGGAAGUCAACUACCGUCCCAAUGGUUGCGAACUGGAUGGAGAAGGUAGAGGAAAUAUACAGCAUGGAGAGCCUCACGGCGGAAUUGAGAGGUACAGGGGAGAAAUGUACCCGUCUCUGGGCUCCCUGGAUCGAGUACAUGGCUCGGGGGCCUGCAGGACGGCCGGAGCGGGGGGUCGAAUAGCGGGGUGAGCGCCGGUACGCGAGGGGUUGGGGUGUGGGGGGGCUGGCGGAUUCACCCCCUCCCUUCCCCCCGCCUUGGCCGACAUCCCCCUUCCCUUCCUCACCUACCCUCCCCCCCCCUUUUUUUUUCUUUUUUUUUUUCUUUUCUCUCUCUCUCUGCUCCUCCACUUCCCCUCUCCCAUACCACGUAUGACUGACCUUACACUGACAAAGCGGAAAAGGGGGGGGAAAAAUGAAAGGGAGGAAAACAAGAGGAAUACUCGAUUCCCUUACCCUAUCUUCCCCCGUAGAGAUAUACGGAACACGUUCUAAAGUUCAGUUCGCGCAGUUGCGCUCGGUUGUUCAGUUACUCACAGAGGCUGGGUAGGGAAAUACAGGCGGGAAACAGGGAGGGAGCAUUGCCGUAUGUGCGACAACAUGCCUGACGUCUGUAAGCUUACAAUUGUUUAUUCUCUGUCUGUAUACAUACUGUGCUUCAAUAAAAACGAAGAUUGCCAAAAAAAAAAAAAAAAAAGGUGCAGGACUGCAACUCACAAUAGAUGCCUGUACACAAUAAACUGGGACAUAUGUAAUCUCACUAUACUCAUUUAUAUAGUAGAUUUGUGGUAUAUAUUUUUCAUUCAAGGGGAGAUUUAGAAAUCACAUUGGUAUAUCUUCCAUUAAACAGUCUGCACAGUUUUAAGAAAUGAACAGGAGGAAUAAUCCCAACUAUCUGUGCAUUUGAGAAAUAAACUUUUAAUUUGGGAAAAGAAAAGAAAAAAGAAUCUGGUGUGUUAUACAUAAAAAUGAUGCCCUAAAGUUUAGGUAUGUAAUUCCAUCUGCACAAUAAACCUCAAUAAAUAGUUUGACUCCUUGAGAGUUUGAAAAUUAUACACAAUACCUGUCUCCUAUUUAGAACAAGAGACAUAUGGGAAAUAAACCCAAGGAAUAAAAUAAAGUAAUUGGGAAAAAGAACUUAACAAAGCUGUAACAUAAGGCCUGUGAAUUUGUGUAAUGAUAUAUAUCAGAAUUAUGGAGCACCUGUAAAUUCUUCAAACAUCAAUAAGUUGGGGAAAAGGAAAUAAAAAUUUCAGUAGUGAUUCACAUGAAAAGUGAUGCCCUUAAUCCAACAGGUUAAUCAGCUCAAUAAUCUUUAAAUAAGAAAGGUGGCUCCUAUAGAGAUAGAAGAAAUACACACAAUCUGUCUCCUACUUAGGAAUUGCUGUCUAAUAUAGUUACUAAACAGAAAAGAUUAUCCAGCCACCUUAUUAACUCAGUGUGUCUCAUACUGCAAAAUGUCUAACAGGAAAAGUUGACACGAAACAAACAAACCAAAGGAAGGAUAAAAAACCUGAAAAAAGACUUUCUAACCUCUUUACGGCGGUGGAGCCCAAGAUGGACAGAGAUAUAUCCUUACUGAAAGACAAUAGUACACAAGCACAGUAUGGAGACAACUUUGAUCUAGAUACUCAUAAUACAAAAACUAGCAUUGAUCAAAAAAAUAUCACUGCUGAACACCUUCAAGAAUGUUUUUAUUUGCAUUUUAUCAAAAUGAAAAAGGAACUGCUUUUAAGCUGUUAAUGUCAUUCGUGCCAUAUUCUUGUAUCAUGCAUUCACAAUAAAAAUUGUUUUGGGGGGAAAAAAUGAAAAAGGAAAUUGAGACAAGCACGGAAUAUCUAAGAUCUUAGAUUCUGAAUUUGGGCACUAAACUAAAACAAAUAGAAGAAAAAAUAGAAUGGCUGAAGAACCGACAUCUGAUCAAAAAGAUAUAAAUACAUCAUUAGAAGACAAACUCAAGAACAUUGAACAAAAAGUACAAGAUUUGGAAUAUAGAUCCAGAAGAUCUAAUCUCAGAAUAAUAGGGAUCUCAGAAUCGAAAUUGAACCAAUAUAUACAAGAAUUUCUUCUAUCGAGAGAAUGCACAGAUUGCAGAAACCCGCAAGUACACCAACACAUUUCCCAAGAAAUGUUCUAGUCUGCUGUCAUUCGUACAGAACAAAACAACAAAUCACCUCAGCUCUAAUAAAAAAAUUGAACAAAGGACACAGCAUACGAAUCAAUUAAAGUCUUUUCAGACAUUUCAUACCAAACUAGGCAACAAAGAAGAGAAUUUGCUCCACUGACAAAAAGAGACAAUGAUAUAAAAUAUUCAUAGGGGUUUCCCACUAGACUACAAUGCAACAGAGAAGGAAAAAGAUAGAAUUUUAAUACUCCCACAAAGUUAAAACAGUGGAUUCAAGAACAUAAUCUUUAAGGGUUACCCCUAAUAAGGACUGGUCUUUUACUGCAGCAAGAUGAAUUUAUUAUUAUUAUUUUUUUUUCUCAUUCCUGUGUGUCUAAUAGGAUAAACAAAUUAAUUUGUAUUUUAUUAGAAAUAUUCACACAAAAUACAACUGAUUCAUAGUAUAGUAAUUAUUAAAUUGACAAAGUAACAUCUUGCUCUGUUUCGUUGUAUGGCAGUUACUAAACCCACAUUGUGGUCUAGUGGUAUAUUUGUAAGUGGGAGAGGAAGGUUACGGUCUGUGUCUACGGUAUAGGGUUUGGUGAUGCCGGUUGUCUGAAUGAGUUGGGCUGUGUCGGCUCGGGCUACGCUCGUGUAGCUAUGCGGUAUGUGCCAUCACGGUAGUGCUGCUGCUAUCCGUCUCAGUGUCUGGGCCCCCUAAUCAUGGUACCUGUCUUUGUUAUGUAGGUGAGUGGUCUGCUACAUCUUGUGUGGUCUGCUUUAUGUCAUGUGUGUGGGCUUGCCGGCACCCAUCUCUGGGCCUUGCUGUGUUCGCUGGGUAGUUUAGUGUGGCGUGAAACCUGACCGUCUGGGUUGACUGCUCAGGGGUUUGGGGAUAGUCAUGUCCCUGUGGGCUUUGCCCUCUGGAUGGAUCCCGGCUCCUCUAGGUUGGUAGCCCCAUCAUGCAGUCUCUGCAUAAACGCCUUUGGGUCCUCUGUCAGGGUCAGAAUAAAGGUCUCUUGUCCCCUUGGCACUAUUAUUGAUCUGUUGUCUCCCCAGCAGUAGCAGAUUGCUGCUUCUCUGAGUUGCUUGGCGGUGGGGGUGAGGUGCCUCUUCGCUGCUAAUACUCUGAAUGGUAGAUCACCAUAUAUUGACACUGUGCCGCCCUCGUAGGUGACCGUGCCGAGGGUUCUGGAUCUGGACAUAAUGCCAGUUCUCACUGCAAUGUUUCUGGUGGUGGCGGCGAUGACAUCUCUUGGUGCUCCUUGCGGGGCAGUUGCGGCUUUGCGGAUUCUAAAGGCCGUGAGUAUGAGGUCUUUGACAUCGUUUCUGGCUAGAAGUGAGGCUACCAUCCCCUGAAUAUAAGGGAGUAGGGCCUCUUCCCCGACCGCAUAUAAAUAUUAACCAGGAUUUACACAAUAUGUACAGAAAUAAGAAAGGGAAGCACAAUAUACCAAAUACACAAAUUUCACACAAUUGUUCACAGAAAGGGAUAGGGUAGUGCUUACUUUUAUGUAUGAAAGAUUUAAGGGUAAAAUAGAAAUACCUAUGAUGGGAAGGCUAAGAGGGAAAAGGAAAUGCUAAUUUACCUGCUUGAAAUGUUUAUUUCCUUUAAUUUUAUGAGCUUAGUUUUUUUAAUUUUUGUAUAAUGUAAAUUAUAUUAAUCUGAAAAUACAGGAUAGAGAGGGUUAGGAACCUACAUAUAAAUAGAAACUGGAAAUUGCACAUUACGUUUAGGAAUAAGUAAUGGAAGCACGUAAUAAACUAAAUACACAGACAUACAUUGUAACAUUGUAAUAUAUAGAAAUGAUGCCAGGGACACUCACCUCUAAUGUAGACUUAUAGAUUCAAUAUAAAUUAGUUAUAUUGAAUUAGUCUGGAAUUUGUUCUGGUGAGUAAAAUCAUUACCUUCAGGCUUUUUGCUGUAAACACUGUCUUUUCAGAGAAAAUGCAGUGUUUACAUCACAGCCUAGUGAUAACUUCACUUGCCACUCCUCAGAUGGCUGUCAGAGAUCCUUCCUGGGUCAUGGCUGCCUAAAAUGCAUCCAAACAUUCAGUAUCUCCUCCCUCUGCAUGCGGACACUGAACUUUCCUCAUAGAGAGUCAUUGAUUCAAUUCAGCUCUAUGAGGAGAUGCUGAUUGGCCAGGGCUGUGUUUGAAUCAUGCUGGCUCUGCCCCUGAUCUGCCUCUUUGUCAGUCUCAGCCAAUCCUAUGGGGACGCACUGUGAUUGGAUCAGGCCACCACUUCUGAUGAUGUCAGCAGACUGCUUGUUUUUCUGAGUCUUACAGCAUGCAGAGUUACAGCUUCAGGCUUGAAUACAGUAAGAUUUUGCUAUAUUUAUGGAGGCAUGAGGGGCCCAGGGGGGCUAGAUGGUGGUGUUAACACUAUAGGAUCAGGAAUACAUGUUUGUGUUCCUGACCCUAUAGUGAUCCUUUACUAUUAAAAUACACUUAGACCGUGUAUGUGUAAGUAUGUAUAUAUUACACAUUUUUUAAUUUUAAACUAUGUUUAAACUUUAUUUAACUUUAUUUCAUGCAGCAGGGGGACAGUCUGUCAUUCCAGGCACUCCCCCAGCUGGCACUGCUAUGGACAGCUAUUCCGUCCAUGUGAUCGUGAGUAUCAUAUAAUUACCGUGACUCUGCUCCCCCGAAGUUACUUCCUCGUUCAGAAGUAAGCUCCUCCCAUUCUGAUGACACUUCACUCACCUGCUUUAUAAGGAAGCUGGGCCAAACUCCCAUUGCUGAGUUAUUUUGAAACAAACCUCGGUCUCCACACUGAGACUUCUUGUUUCGCUGCUGCAACCUCGUACAUCUCGCCCUCUUCAGUAGCCGUAAUCUACAAGGACUCCUGUAUCUACUGCUAAUACAUUUAACCAAUUGCAGAUCUUACCAUCUCUGCUACAAAUACAGGACGCUCUGGAGAAACCUUAAGUAUCAUUUCAACUUAAUCUCAAUAAUACUACAACCUGCAAAUAAGGAUUACUAAAUUCUAUGUUUCACUUAUUCAGUAUAUAUAUUGCUUCAACCUGCAUAUAAGGAGAAUCAGAUUCAUUGUGCCACUUAUUAAGUAUAUAUAUUACUGCAACCAGCAUAUAAGGAGAAUCAACUUCAUUGUGCCAUUUAUCAAGUUCAUAUAUUGCUGCAACCUUGAUAUAAGGAUUAUCAAAUUCUAUGUGUCACUUAUCAAGUUUUUAUAUUGCUUUAAUCUGUAUAUAAGGAGAAUCAUAUUCAUUGUGCCACUUAUCAAGUUAAUCAUUGCUGCAGCCUGCAUUUAAGAAAAAACAAUUCUCAUGUGCCAUGCAUUCAGUUUAAUUACAAAUUGAUUCAAGAAACCUAUUUGUAUAAAUGAGGACAUUCUUUAUUACUUUUUCCUUUUUAAUGCAAACAAGAGAAUUGCAUAAAGCUUUCUUUUUUCCUUAAUGCCAAAACUGGAAGUAUUAGACAAAUUGUCUUUAACUUGAUUCAAUAAGAGAAAAUAAAAACUCUCAAGAAAUUGUAUUGGAAGUUGUCUUUGUUUUUUCUUAACCCCUUAAGGACCAAACUUCUGGAAUUAAAGGGAAUCAUGACAUGUCACACAUGUCAUGUGUCCUUAAGGGGUUAAAGGUAUAGUACCAUCAAGUAAUUCUGCAGUUGUGUUCCACAAUUCUCAGUCUAAAUAUUAUUGAAUCAUAACAGUGAGGUCCUCGCAAGGACCUCGUGAUCACAUGGCCCAGGAGGGUCGGAUUAGAUGCAGGGGGACUGCCUGGUAUAUGCCGCUAAGUGAAUAGGACGGCGGGAACAUGCUAUGCCGCCCGCCCAUCGGCGUUUAGAGCCGGGUCGCCAAGGACGGCAUAUUCCGCCCACCGUCCUUAUGGGGUUAAAAGCAAGUAGAGCAUUAGAAAAACUGAAAUGUAAAUGGUAUUAUAAAAGCAAUAAGGUAAAUUAACUUACCAUAAAAAUACUGAAAAAUUAAAAGCCAGAAAGAGCAAUAACAAAAAUACACAAAAAAGGAGAAGUAAUACAAAUCCCAGACAAUAUUGGGGAGGCAUUUGCUAAAUAUUAUCGAAGUUUAUAUAAUUUACCAGGGAAUACUUCAGUCCAGCAGUAUAUGGAUAUUUUAAAAAUGCAGUUUGCCUAAGAUCUCUGAGGCCCAAAAAGAAAAGUUAGAUUCCCCAAUAGAAGUGGAGGAGGUGGUAAAAGCAAUAGAUAAAUUGAAAUAAAAGAAAUCUCCAGGACCAGAUGGCUUCUCGAAUUUAUUUUUUAAACUGCUAAAAGAGAACAUUAGUAGUGAAUUGCCAAAAACUUUCAAUGAGAUCAAACAGAAAGCUAAUGCACCAGAUGAACCAUUGAAGGCAAACAUCAUUCCUAUUCCCAAACAGAAUAAAGACAAACAACUAAUAACUAAUUUCAGACCAAUCUCAUUAUUUAAUUCAGAUAUCAAAAUGUAUUCAACAAUUUUAGCAGAAAUAAUAAAAAUCUAUUGUACACUAUGUCAUUGAUGAAGAGCAAGUUGGCUUCAUACCAGGAAGAUCUGCAAUAAAUCAUAUGAGAAGUAUAGAUAUCGUUGUUGGUUCCAAAAAGGCAUUUGAUAGGAUGGGAUUUUAUGUUUAAAGCAUUAGAAAACUAUGGAUUUGGGAAAGGAAUGAUGAAUGCAAUCCGGGCCUUAUAUGUAAAUCCAUCAGCCAGGGUAAAAGGACCUAAUUUUCUCUCAGAGCUUACAGAUAAAAUAUGGUACAUGUCAGGGCUGCCAGCUUUCACCACUUUUAUUUAUCCUUGCCCCAGAACCACUAGCAAUUAGAAUAAGAACAAACCCAUAUUAGAGGUUUUCAUACAGACAAUAGUCAAAGUAAAUAUAACUUAUAAGCGGACAAUAUAUUGACUCUGGAAGAACCUGAAUCUUCACUGAAAGCCUUAAUUUUAGAAAUGGAUCUUUAUGCCAAGUAUUCAGGAUAAAAAACUUCAUUUUGAUAAGUCAGUAUUCUUAACUAAAAACAAAUGCUGUGGAGAAAUAUAUGAAUAUAUAAAUGUCUGUGUGUGUCAUGGUGCGUGUGUGUGUUAAGGUAUGUGUAUGUGUCGGUGUGUAUCUAUGUGUGUAUGUGUUGAUGUUUAUAUGAAUUUGUCUGUAUGUAUAUCUAUGUAAGUAAGUAUGUAUGUGGUAGUGUAUGUACAUACAUCCAAGCAGUCAUACACCAGCACAACAUACAAAUACACUCCUGCAAUCUAACACAAAUAUUACAUACAAACACACACAUGCAUUCAAACUCCAAAAGGAUAUACAAACAUACCCUUUCAUUCAAACGCAAAUAUUUCAUACAAAUGCACACCCACAUUUAAAAGUGAACAUUAAAUUCAAAACACACCCCUGCAAUCAAACACAAACAUUACAUACAAACACACCCCUAUAUUAUAAUACUAAAACUAUAUAUAAGAAACACUUCAAACACCAACACAGUACGUUACAUUAUAGCGCCAGUAAAUGCCGCAGUGCUGUACAGAUCUAAAACCUAUACAUUUUGACUUGGGUUGCCUUGGGAAAAUGUUGAAAUAUUAAGGGCGCCUUGAACCUAAAAAGUUUGGGAACCACUGUCUUACUCUAUACCAGGGGUUCCCAAUAACUUUUUCCCGCGGAACCCUUUGUCACAGAAAAAAAUUUGGUGCCGUAGCACAAACCUUUUAAUAAGUGGCUUUUCUAUUAUCAUUUUUAAACAUUUUGCUCAAAAACUGUUUAGUCUUAUGAUACUCCUGAAGCUUUCGCUUAAAAAAAGGCAAUGUCUUUAUCUUUGUACUCUGGGUGCUUUUGCUCAAAAUGACGAUGUAAUUGAGCAGGUGCUAAUGAACUGUUUGGCAACAUUUUCUUGCAAAGUACGCAUUGUGCUUGAGAAUUUUUUUUAUUUCUGGCACUUGUGAAUCCAAAUGAUAAGUUGCUAUCAUCAUAUUUUAUUUUAUUUGUUUGAGAAGAAGAUUGGCUAGCAUUGUGUGCUUUUCUUUUUAACUUUGACUUGUCUCUUGUCUCUGCUAUUUGAGGAAAAAUAGAUUGAACUAUUUGGGAUCUGUUUUCUUGAUUUCUUGUUGUAUCUUUUUUCUCAGUUUCUAUAAGUGACGAACAGUUGGAAGUAGUAAUUUUUCCAUUGAUAGUUCCUUGUUUUAACCAGAUGUCCAAAUUCAUGGUUGUUGGUAAUAUAAAAACACUUCUCUAACCUUUAGAAAAAUUCAGAUUUCACUUACUGGCUGCAACGGAUGCUGUUUCUUAUAAAGCUCUUACAAAGAACUUAAUGUAAGCAGGAUUUUUAGUCAGUCUUGGAACAAAAAGAUUUGCACACUUAAAAACAGAUCUCACUACCGGACUGAAAAGGAUGUUUUAGAAGGCACUUAGAACUUAACCAUAAGCAGGAUUUUGAGUCAUUCUUGGAGUGUAAAAAACACUUUAGUACAGAUUUCACUACUAGACUGCAAAGUAUGCUGUUUUAACUGCUCUUAGAAAGAAAUUAUUUUUUUGGUAUAGCACUGAUUUCUACAGAUAGUAAGCAGAAAAUAGUAUAUGCAAAUAAGUUUAACCAACAAAAACAUGAGAAGCCUAACCCAGUAACUUGUUUUCAGUUGCAAACUUUUAGCACAAUCUCUUCAAAAAAAUAAAAAUAAAUAAACCUACCCCCAUAUGCCACAAUGGGCACUACUCUAAAGGGCAGUUAUCCAUAAAGGCAGUAAAAUACUAUUUUACAUGUUAUUUUUGCCUGAUUUAAGUGCAGUGUUUCUGACAUCUACUACUGAUUUUCACUGUCACUCAAAUCCUUACUGUUAUGUUUAAAACAGCUUCUAUGAAUAACACUGCAUUAACAAAAAUAAAGAAUCUAAAAAGAAAUCAUUUCUCCUGUGGCCAAUAUUGUGAGGUGAGCGUCUGCUUGAAUGCUUCCACUCUCUAUCACUGAGUGGAUGUGAAAUGGCUGACGGAGGGCGGGCUGACAGCAGGUGUGCAUAACGGCAGUCUUGCGAUCUCUUAAUAAGAUCGCGGUUGCGCAAUCUCUGGUGUUUACGACCUUCCGGGAAUAGCAGGGAGCGGCGGCCAUCUUGAAUGUUACCUUCGGGUUCCGCAGAAUACCAAUUGGGAAAUGCUGCUCUAUACAAUCUGUGUGUAUGUCAGAUAAGGAUACUGCUAUAUUGAUGCAAAUAUUUAACAUAAUGUGCUCAAGCAGUGGUCCUUCCAUUUUCCAAUUAAUGUUCAUCUCCACUGAAAUAGAGAUGCAUUGUUUAUAUCUUUUUUUCAGUAUUAAUAAAUGUAAUCUCCAUAUCUGUAAACUUUUUUUUUUUCUUUCUUAGAUAUGAUCAUUCUAUAUUAAACAUUCCUUAAUAAAUUAUCAUUGACUGGAAUUUCAAUGUAGUAGGUUCAGCAAAUACGACAUUAGGUUAUAAGGUGCUUUAAGCUGUAAUACAGAAUUGACACAUUGGAUUUCUUUACGUUAGUCCAUGCAGCAGUCUUGCUUUUCUCACUUACUUAAAGGAGCACUAUAGGGUCAGGAAUACAAACAUAUAUUUCUGACCCUAUAUUGUUAAAACCACCAUCUAGCCCCCUGGCCCUCUCUUGCCUCCCUACAUAUAGUAAAAUCUUACUUGUAUUCAAGCCUAAAGCUGCUGGCUCUGCCCGUCUGCCUUACAAUAGCAAGCUGUCUGCCGACAUCAUCAGAAGUGUUGUUCUGAGCCAAUCACAAUGCUUCCCAAUAGGAUUGGCUGAGACUGUGAAGGAGGCAUAUCAGGGGCAGAGCCAGCACAAGUCAAACACAGCCCUGGCCAAUCGGCAUCAUAGAGAUUAAUUGAAUCAUUGAAUCUCUAUGAGGAAAGUUCAGUAUCUGCAUGCAGAGGGAGGAUACACUGAAUGUUUGGAUGCAUUUUAGGCAGCCAUGACCCAGGAAGGAUCUCUAACAGCCAUCUGAGGCGUGGCCAGUGAAGUUAUCACUAGGCUGUAAUGUAGACGGUGUUUACAGCAAAAAGCCUGAAGGGUAUGAUUCUACUCACCAGAACAAAUGCAGUAAGCUGUAGUUGUUCUAAUGACUAUAGUGUCCCUUUAAUACAUUUUGUAUUGAUAAUAUUGUGUGGUAUUGGAUUGUUACACCAGGUUAUAAGGAAAAAUGAUAAGAAAUAAAUAAUUCAGUUAAUUUUGUUAUACCUAUAGAUUGACUGUCACACAGCUAAAAAAAAAUAAAUUUAUUGUAAUUUUAAUACAUUGCACAUUCAUGAAUGUAAAUGCUAAAAAAUUGCUUGUAAUUAAUUUUACAUGUACUCCCUGCAGCUGUUUUUUUUUUAUUUUCCCUUUAGCAUUAUGAGUGCGUUUGGUUUUAUAGUAGGUAAACUGAGAAUGAAGCUUUGUUUUGCAGUGGUUUGAUUGGCUAUAUCACACUCUUUGUUUCUUGUCCGUUGCAGAAAUCCUCUUCCCCGACACUACACCGUUUACUAGCAGAAUCUCGUCAGAUGGUUGCUGAUCUUGAGCUUAGCAUGGUGCUGCCAGCCCCUUAUAACAGCCCCAGAAAUCACAAUGAGCAGGUCCAGGUAGGUAACACAUUACAUAAAAAAACACAGUGGGUUGUUAUUGUUUUAAAUUUAAGGCAGAGUCACAAAUAUAGACGCAAGUUUUUCAAAUUUUUAUCAAUUCAAUUAUGCAUAUGUCCAAAUGACCUAAAUAUGUUUCACAUCACUGUUUAUGCAUUCGUGUUUGAGAUUCUCAUCCAAAAUGCAGGCUUUUCUUCUAUUUUUUACCAGCUACAUUUAGUCACUGUAUUUUACAGUUACUGUUCUCAUUUUGUGGUUCACAUAUUUAUUUUUUUAUACAACAGUAGGGAGUAAAUGUAAUAGGACUACAUUGCAAUGACCCUAUGUGUUUUUAUAGAAACAUAGAAUGUGACGGCAGAUAAGAACCAUUCGGCCCAUCUAGUCUGCCCAAUUUUCUAAAUACUUUCAUUAGUCCCUAGCCUUAUCUUAUAGUUAGGAUAGCCUUAUGCCUAUCCCACGCAUGCUUAAACUCCUUUACUGUGUUAACCUCUACCACUUCAGCUGGAAGGCUAUUCCAUGCAUCCACUACCCUCUCAGUAAAGUAAUACUUCCUGAUAUUAUUUUUAAACCUUUGUCCCUCUAAUUUAAGACUAUGUCCUCUUGUUGUGGUAGUUUUUCUUCUUUUAAAUAUAGUCUCCUCCUUUACUGUGUUGAUUCCCUUUAUAUAUUUAAAUGUUUCUAUCAUAUCCCCCCUGUCUCGUCUUUCCUCCAAGCUGUACAUGUUAAGAUCCUUUAACCUUUCCUGGUAAGUUUUAUCCCGCAAUCCAUGAACCAGUUUAGUAGCCCUUCUCUGAACCCUCUCUAAGGUAUCAAUAUCCUUCUGAAGAUACGGUCUCCAGUACUGUGUACAAUACUCCAAGUGAGGUCUCACCAGUGUUCUGUACAAUGGCAUGAGCACUUCCCUCUUUCUACUGCUAAUACCUCUCCCUAUACAACCAAGCAUUCUGCUAGCAUUUCCUGCUGCUCUAUUACAUUGUCUGCCUACCUUUAAGUCAUCAGAAAUAUUCACCCCUAAAUCCCUUUCCUCAUAUGUUGAGGUUAGGACUCUAUCAAAUAUUCUGUACUCUGCCCUUGGGUUUUUACGUCCAAGAUGCAUUAUCUUGCACUUAUCCACAUUAAAUGUCAGUUGCCACAAUUCUGACCAUUUUUCUAGUUUACCUAAAUCAUUUGGCAUUUGGCUUAUCCCUCCUGGAACAUCAACCCUGUUACAUAUCUUAGUAUCAUCAGCAAAAAGACAUACCUUACCAUCAAGACCUUCUGCAAUAUCACUAAUGAAAAUAUUAAAGAGAAUGGGUCCAAGUACAGAUCCCUGAGGUACCCCACUGGUGACAAGUCCAAGCUUCGAAUAUAUUCCAUUAACUACAACCGUCUGUUGCCUGUCACUCAGCCACUUCCUUACCCAUUCAACAAUAUUGGAAUCCAAACUUAAAGAUUGCAGUUUAUUGAUAAGUCUUCUAUGUGCAACAGUGUCAAAAGCCUUACUGAAAUCUAGGUAAGCAAUGUCUACUGCACCACCCUGAUCUAUAAUUUUAGAUACCCAAUCAAAAAAAUCAAUAAGAUUAGUUUGGCAUGAUCUCCCUGAAGUAAACCCAUGUUGUCUCUGAUCUUGAAAUCCAUGUGUUUUUAGAUGUUCAACAAUCCUAUCCUUUAACAUGGUUUCCAUCACUUUCCCCACUACUGAAGUAAGGCUUACUGGCCUAUAGCUGCCCGACUCCUCCCUAUUACCUUUCUUGUAAAUGGGCACAAGAUUCGCUAACUUCCAAUCUUCUGGGACUACUCCUGUUAACAAUGAUUGGUUAAAUAAAUCUGUUAAUUGUUUUGCUAGUACACCACUAAGCUCUUUCAAUAGCUUUGGGUGUAUUCCAUCAGGUCCCAUUGACUUAUUUGUCUUUACUUUUGACAGUUGAAAUAGAACCUCUUCCUCUGUAAACUCAUGUGUAAUAAAUGACUCAUUUAUCCUUUUUCUCAACUGAGGUCCUUUUCCUUCAUUUUCAUCUGUAAAUACAGAACAAAAAUAUUAAUUGAGGCAGUCAGUUAGACCUUUAUCCUCUUCUACAUACCUUCCUUCUUUUGUUUUUAAUCUAACUAAUCCUUGUUUUACUUUUCUUUUCUCAUUUAUGUAUCUAAAAAAUGUUUUGUCCCCCUUUUUUACUGACUGUGCUAUUUUCUCUUCUGUGUGUGAUUUGGAAGCUCUUAUAACUUGCUUAGCCUCUUUCUGCCUAAUCUUAUAGAUCAUUUUGUCUUCCUCACUCUGGUUUUUUUUAUAAUUCCUAAAUGCUAACUUUUUGUUUUUAACUAUUUUGGCCACAUCUGCGGAGUACCACAGUGGUUUCUUGAUUUUUUUGCUUUUACUGACAAGCCUAAUGCAAUUUUCUGUUGCCUUCAAUAGUGCAACUUUUAAAUAAUCCCAUUUCUCUUGGACUCCAUUUAAAUUGCUCCAGUCUGAUAAUGACUCCUCUACCCAUAUUCUAAUUUUAGAAAAGUCUGUUUUUCUAAAGUCUAAAACUUUUGUUUUCGUGUGGUGUGACUCAGUCACUGUUGUUAUACAGGGAGUGCAGAAUUAUUAGGCAAAUGAGUAUUUUGACCACAUCAUCCUCUUUAUGCAUGUUGUCUUACUCCAAGCUGUAUAGGCUCGAAAGCCUACUACCAAUUAAGCAUAUUAGGUGAUGUGCAUCUCUGUAAUGAGAAGGGGUGUGGUCUAAUGACAUCAACACCCUAUAUCAUGUGUGCAUAAUUAUUAGGCAACUUCCUUUCCUUUGGCAAAAUGGGUCAAAGAAGGACUUGACAGGCUCAGAAAAGUCAAAAAUAGUGAGAUAUCUUGCAGAGGGAUGCAGCACUCUUAAAAUUGCAAAGCUUCUGAAGCGUGAUCAUCGAACAAUCAAGCGUUUCAUUCAAAAUAGUCAACAGGGUCGCAAGAAGCGUGUGGAAAAACCAAGGCGCAAAAUAACUGCCCAUGAACUGAGAAAAGUCAAGCGUGCAGCUGCCACGAUGCCACUUGCCACCAGUUUGGCCAUAUUUCAGAGCUGCAACAUCACUGGAGUGCCCAAAAGCACAAGGUGUGCAAUACUCAGAGACAUGGCCAAGGUAAGAAAGGCUGAAAGACGACCACCACUGAACAAGACACACAAGCUGAAACGUCAAGACUGGGCCAAGAAAUAUCUCAAGACUGAUUUUUCUAAGGUUUUAUGGACUGAUGAAAUGAGAGUGAGUCUUGAUGGGCCAGAUGGAUGGGCCCGUGGCUGGAUUGGUAAAGGGCAGAGAGCUCCAGUCCGACUCAGACGCCAGCAAGGUGGAGGUGGAGUACUGGUUUGGGCUGGUAUCAUCAAAGAUGAGCUUGUGAGGGCCUUUUCGGGUUGAGGAUGGAGUCAAGCUCAACUCCCAGUCCUACUGCCAGUUCCUGGAAGACACCUUCUUCAAGCAGUGGUACAGGAAGAAGUCUGCAUCCUUCAAGAAAAACAUGAUUUUCAUGCAGGACAAUGCUCCAUCACACGCGUCCAAGUACUCCACAGCGUGGCUGGCAAGAAAGGGUAUAAAAGAAGAAAAUCUAAUGACAUGGCCUCCUUGUUCACCUGAUCUGAACCCCAUUGAGAACCUGUGGUCCAUCAUCAAAUGUGAGAUUUACAAGGAGGGAAAACAGUACACCUCUCUGAACAGUGUCUGGGAGGCUGUGGUUGCUGCUGCACGCAAUGUUGAUGGUGAACAGAUCAAAACACUGACAGAAUCCAUGGAUGGCAGGCUUUUGAGUGUCCUUGCAAAGAAAGGUGGCUAUAUUGGUCACUGAUUUGUUUUUGUUUUGUUUUUGAAUGUCAGAAAUGUAUAUUUGUGAAUGUUGAGAUGUUAUAUUGGUUUCACUGGUAAUAAUAAAUAAUUGAAGUGGGUAUAUAUUUGUUUUUUGUUAAGUUGCCUAAUAAUUAUGCACAGUAAUAGUCACCUGCACACACAGAUAUCCCCCUAACAUAGCUAAAACUAAAAACAAACUAAAAACUACUUCCAAAAAUAUUCAGCUUUGAUAUUAAUGAGUUUUUGGGUUCAUUGAGAACAUGGUUGUUGUUCAAUAAUAAAAUUAAUCCUCAAAAAUACAACUUGCCUAAUAAUUCUGCACUCCCUGUAUUAAACCACACUGACUGAUGAUCACUGGCUCCUAAACUUUCGACUACAGUAAUAUCUGAAACCAAAUCUCCAUUUGUUAACACUAAAUCUAGUAUGGCCUCUUUACGAGUUGGCUCCUCAACAACUUGAUUUAGAGACAAUCCCAGUAGGGUGUUUAGAAUAUGUGUGCUCCUGGCACAAGUAGCUAAUUUUGUUUUCCAAUUUACAUCAGGAAGAUUAAAGUCACCCAUAAUGAUAACUUCCCCCUUCGUUGUCAUUUUAGCUAUUUCCUCGACUAGUAGAUUAUCUAACUCUUCAAUUUGUCCUGGGGGCCUAUAAAUCACACCUACACGAGUUACUGUGUGAUUACCAAAUUCUAACGUAACCCAAACGGACUCUAUGUUUGCCUCACUAACUUUUAUUAGGCUAGAUUUUAUGCUAUCCUUCACAUACAGGGCCACCCCUCCCCUUUCUUGCCUUCCCUAUCUUUUCUAUAUAAAGAGUACCCUGGUAUUGCUAUGUCCCAGUCAUUUUUCUCAUUAUACCAUGUCUCAGUAACAGUGACUAAAUCUACACUAUCAGUUUUAUUAACCAAUGGGCAAGAAGAAAGUACAUUGUUUAGUAAAGCAAUGUAUUUCUCUUCCCAAGUGACACCUAGACAGAUAAAAUAUAACAACAGGUUCACACUCCCUAUUUUAGCAGAACUGUCAUCCUUUAGGGACUUUGCAUCAUUUAUAAAGACCUUUGACGGUGACAUUGUCUCUGGGGUCCGGUGGCAUGGGAAGAGAGGGUUGCAAGCAUAGCAGAGAUUUACUUACCUGAACCUUUCCCUCCUGGGCUCCUCCAUCCUCUUCCGACUGAUUCUCGUCUGCUCCUCGCGCUUCUCGCACGCGCAAGAGUACAGUAUUGAGGUCUUUGGAUAGAUAUAACCAAUUUCCCUGCAGCCACUGGUGAAGGCUGGGGUAUUGACUUGUCUUGACGGUGGUAGCUCCGCCCAGUGUCAAGAAGUGUCAGGUGUAGGAAAUAUACUGAGAAAAAAAAGUCCCUACUAUGUCUUAGUAAAUCUCUCCAUUGUGUUUGAUUUUCAGUGCAAUUCCAACACAAUCAAUAUGAGUAUUUUAUAAAGAUUUUAUUUCUUUGACAGGUGACAGCGCCGCUUAAAAAUAGGACUGUUUUUUCUAUGUUAUUUUCUAUAAACAUGUUUUCAUGUGGUGUGGAUUUCUGAGGUAAACAAGUACUAAACAAGGAUAUUGAAAAAAAAAAAGUAAUUUUUUCCAACACCAUAUAUCAGCAUUUUUCAUUUAUUAUAGCCCACAAUAGAGACUUCACAUGAAACACAUCAGCAAAAACUAAACAGAAAUGAAAAUACAAGUGGAUUUUCUUGACAGAUUGUGGUAAGAUUUUUUGAUAUGUCAUUUACUUAUAUACAUUGAUAUGGGAGGUUCAUCUUAUUGAAACCUUAACAAAAGUACAUUUUUUUUAAAGUAAAAGAACAUUUGUAACAGUGAAUAAUUGUAAAUGCAUUCAGUAAAUAUUUUUAAAUUAUUACAUACUGUACAAAAUUAGUUUUACCUGCUGAGGAAGUAAAUUCUGCAUUCAUCAGAAAGUACCUUUUGUAGCAAGUGAAAAUAAAUGUUACCCCACUUAGCCUAGUGAAAAAUAACAGAAUUAGUUGUAAUAGCUUCAAAUAUAUUAAAAAGCAAAAAAAAAACAAACAAAAAAACAAUGACCUCCUUGUGACCUCUCAAUGCCUUGUGAAAUCUCCAUUCGGCAAUUACUGUAAGGCCUCACCAGUGAUAAACACAGAAAUAGAAAAAUUGCUGUGAUCAUGGUGUUAGCUAGAGCAUACAGCAGCCUCCUGUAUGUGAUUAAAGGACCACUCUAGGCACCCAGACCACUUCAGCUUAAUGAAGUGGUCUGGGUGCCAGGUCCUUCUAGGGUUAACCCAUUUUUUUAUAAACAUAGCAGUUUCAGAGAAACUGCUAUGUUUAUGAAUGGGUUAAGCCUUCCCCCUAAUUCCUCUAGUGGCUGUCUCAUUGACAGCCACUAGAAGCGCUUGCGUCUCCUCACUGUGAUUUUUCACAGUGAGAGCAUCUAGCGUCCAUAGAAAAGCAUUGUAAAUGCUUUCCUAUCGACAGGCUGAAUCGCGCAGCUCUUGCAGCGCGCAUUCAGCCAGGAAGGAGAGCGGAGGAGGAGAGAAGGAGGAGAGCUCCCGGCGCUGGAAAAAGGUAAGUUUUAACCCCUUUCCCCCUUCCAGAGCCGGGCGGGAGGGGGUCUCUGAGGGUGGGGGCACCCUCAGGGCACUAUAGUGCCAGGAAAACGAGUAUGUUUUCCUGGCACUAUAGUGGUCCUUUAAAGUUCAAUUAACAGAACAGGGGGUACAAGCUUCUAAAGUAAACACACUGUGGUGUAUAAGUGAAAUGUUUUUUUUUUUCAUGGAGGCCGUGAUAGUCACAGCCAGGGGAGGUGCGGCUAGGGCUGCAAAAACAAAGUGAUUUAACUUCUAAAUAGCAGAGCAUCGAACAGUGAGACUUCAGGAGAAUGAUCUAUACACCAAAAUUGUUUAAUUAAGCUAAAGUUGUUUUGGUGCUUACAGUAUCCUUUUAACUGUGUAUAAAUAGUCUAAACACUGUGAUAGCUAAAACAAUUACUUAUCAUAAAGUUUCUCUCUUUAAGGUAAUAUAAAUAAACAAGUGUUCCCAUAACUGAAAUCAGUUUGCAGACUGUUCUUUGGAGGACUUGAAAAUCCUUCCUGAUCAUAAAGUGUUCAAGCUUAUGUUAUCAGGAACAAUUAAGUUUUUAAAAUUUAUAAUAAUAAUAAUACCUGGAACAUACUAUUUGAUGUGUUUUGCUACUCUUUUCACAGGGCUGCUACAUUUAUAUGUGAUGAUAUUGUGGCACUGGGCUGUCCACUUGCAGACAGAUAUUUUGAGGAAUCCAAUUCUGCAGGACUUAGUACAAGGCUCUAACAGACAGACUUUUUUUCCAGCAGAUAGACUAACUUUACUCUGUGUUGCACUCCAGAUAUACUGUUUAAAGUUUAACAAUUCUGAUUUAGUUUUUGUUGUUUAUUAUUUUUAACUUUCAAACACUCUAAAUUUACAAGAGACUGCAGUUUUAAAAUAGCGUUGUCAGAGAAAUGCUUUAUAUAUAUAUAUAUAUUUUUUAUAUAUAUAUAUAUAUAUAUAUAUAUAUAUAUACAUAUGGUAAUUAACUGCAUGCAUAUCACAUUCACAUCAGUGGGGGGAGGGGAACCUCUCCCAGCUUUUAGCAAACUCCCAUAGAGAGUAAUUGAAAUUUAAUAGAUGGACUAAGCCACUUUAAAAAUUAUUCUCAAGAUCUGCCCUGUUGGUUUGCAAUCUUUCCAACUGGAUUUCAAAUUGCUUUUACUCUUAGUAUAGUAAAUAAACCCCACUUGUCAUUGAUUACUAAUCGCAAAAUUGACAUUACAUUUUACUAGGACACACAUCACCAACCUCAGAUCUAUCAUAUCCUAUAUGAUUACAGUGAGAGUAAUGGGUGUUAUUGUAAGUUAGUGUAUAAAGAAUCACAUGUAUAAAAUGUCUAUAUAAAUAGUCAUACACUAAAAUACACCAAAUAGCGCAUUACUCAUUUUUGGUAAAGCAUGAUGAGAGUACGAGUUCUAUAUCUUUAAAUAUUGCCUUUCAAUGCUGGCAUAGAAUUUAAGACAAUAAUCUCAUGGGAGAAUUAUUUUUUAAAAAUAGAAAUAAAGUUGUGGGCUUUCCUAGUAAGAAUACAAUCCUUAAAGGAGAAACGUACCUGGAGACCCACAACAAAACCUGUUUGGACACUCCAGUUAUGUCCUGGGGCUUAACCCCUAUAAAGUUCAAUGAAUAAGAAAAAAGCUUAAAUGUUGGAAAAACUAAUCCAGCAAAAUAGGCUUAAAGCUGGAAAAAUAAUAAUGUAAAUAAAAGUAAUUAUCAAAACCCUUUUCCGCUUCUCACUUUUUAUCACUGUCACAUUGGGGCACUUUCACUACUAUCAUGUGCAGGCAGCCAACACUCUAAGUAUGGCUAUGCACAUAUUUUAAUAAUUUUCUAAACCUCCCUUUCUGUCCUGAUCUUUUCACUUUAUCUACAUCCUUAGUAGGAGUAACAAAUAGAUAAGUGGACACUUUAUAACUAUAACAUCCUACUCACAAGGUUUACUGUUAACAGACAAAGUGUUAUACUCUAUUAUAGAGAUGUUUUUGUGAUAUUCUCUGGAUACAUUAGCUAUUUAAUAGCAUUUCUCUUAGCAUUGACCUUUUUUGGAGCAUUAUAUAUAUAUACGUUUGAGAUUUCAUUAGUGAACCAAUUGAUUAUUUUUGCCUGCUUCAAUAGAUAUAUAUAUCCAGUAUUAGGAUUUUUUUCUGCUAACAAUUUUACAUUAUCAGGACCAUAAAAUAUAGACUGUGACCCAUUGAGUUCUAUUAAAGUCAAAUAGUCGUGGAUAUUUUUUUAUUACAGUAGAACAAGAGGGAGGCAUAACCUUUUAUGGUUGACAACACGAUUUAGAGGUUUUUGGUUUAUUAUUACUUAGGUAGAUAUUCUGAAGAGGUAUUUGAAUGAUUUUGAUAAUUACUUUUAUUUACAUUAUUAUUUUUCCAGCUUUGAGAAUUAUUUUUUACCUAUUACAUUUCACUUAAGGUAUAGUUUUCACUGUACGUGCAAAAAAUAUAAUUAUUUUCUCCUGUUAGAUUCCACUUAAAAUGUAGCUUCACACUGUCCCUGCAUAGAGCAGAAUUGUCUUCCCCAUUCUAUUUUACAUGUAGUUUUCACUAUACAUACAUGCCUUUCUAGUUGUUUUGCAUGAGAUAUUGAGCUUCCUAGAUACCACAUAGAAACACUCAUUACUAUGCGUUAUCUCCAAGGUUCAUACUAAUUAUACGCAGGGCUCUAGCAAGUACUGGGAAAAAAUAUUGUGAGUGAAUUUUAAAGGAAAAAAUAAAUUAGCAGUCAAAUUCAGGUAUUGUGAAUGGAGCCAGCAUGUAUGAUCCAGUUAAAUAACCAUGUCACCUAUAGCCACAUCACCAAACUUAAAUCUAAUAUAGAUAUAUUGUAUCAUGCACAAGUCAGACAAGUAAGUCACAUAGACUUUUUAGAACAAAUAUUUGCAUGAGUGUUUCCCCCCCCCCCUCCUACUCCCCCCUCCCCCUAAUUUACACUACUCCAGACUAGUAAAAUCAGCAUACAAAUUGUAGACAAGUUAAAAUAUUGUGACAUUUGCGGGGGUGGGUGGGGGGAUUGUAAAAUUUCUUCAGUUCAGGUUAGCUAUGGUAACAUAGGUUUUGGAAUUCAGUUUACAGUUCACCACAGUGCAUUGCUUAGUGAACAAACCCAAAAGAGUGACACAGUUGAUGUUGUGAAGAUACAUACUGCUGCAGUAAUUGAGGGGACAAGAACUGAGAGAAAUGAAUAAUUGAGAAAGAAAACUAAACAAACCCCUUACUAGUGUCUACAAGAACUAAACAAAUUAAGUUAUAAGGAUAUGCUGGAAUAAACACCAUGGCUUUAAAUUCUAUCCAUAAAUUUUGCUAGUAGAUUUUCCAGCAAUUGUAUAGAUUGGGAGAAAAAAAACUAUUUAAAAAUAGGUCUUUCUUCCACCUGUCAGUCAGUUCUUCAGCAUAGACUCUAUGCCGAAGAAUUGACUGUUAAGGGAGAGUAGAAGAGACCUCCCCCAGGCAGUCAUCCUGCUCUCCACGCAGGGCAUGUGCUGUGGUUUCUAUGGUAACUCCCUAGUUGACGCUGCUUGCGCUAGCUAGGGAGUAUAGAAACAUAGUGAAUGAUGUCAACAAAGCUAGCAUGUCGGUGUCACAGAAGAGGUUUGCCCUUCUUGGACCAGGCAGAGCAUUACUCCCACAAGGCUGACGACGAAGACAUGACGAUGCUGGAUCUCAAAAUUUUACAUUGAAUGCAUCAUGUAUCUCUGUGAUGUAUGAUGUAUUCCUUGUAACUGGGGAGAUUUAGCUUUAGUCAAAAAUGUAAUAAGAGAUUCACUAUAAUAUUAAAAAAAUCACAUCGUGAGCUGUAUGACCAUCAUAGAAGAUUUCAAAAACAUGUCCAGUUGGAUCAAAUGGAGCUGGAGCGAAAACCUUAGUUUAUUUUUAAUUCAAACAGUUAUAUUUUUUUCCUACUGUUUAUACCCAUAUUUUUAUUUUUACUAACUUCACCGGAAGUUUUAUAUACAUGUGUAUGUGCAUACACAUAAGAAAAACUAGGAAAUACUUUUCCCUAUAGACUGUGGUCUUUGGCAAUGAGCAGAAGUUAAAGGAUAAUAACUGUGAUCAAAUUUUCACUUCUUGUUUUGUGUUUUGUUUUUUAAAUUAAGUAUAUUGAUCUAUUUUAAGAGAUCUAUUUUUUAGCUGUCUGAGUAGCUAUGUUGGGUCAGAUUGUAUUGUUCUCUGACGAACUGUUUCUCAACCUAACUUCUCUGCUCCUGCUUUUUCACACAGAGAAAUCACAGAUUUAAAAAAACAAAUAUAUAUUAUUUUUAAAAAAUCUCAUUAAGUUUCAUUAAAUGUAAUAACCUUUCAAAAAAUGAGAAGUGAAAAUUGAAUGGUUCCCUUUCACUUGUGAAGUUAAUUUACCCACAAUCCAUGAGUUAAAAGAAUCCUACAAGAGCAAGCUGCAGACAUCAUGAUCGAGAAGUACAAAAUAGCGGCACCUGUCUGAGAUUCAACACGCAAAGAAUAGAUACUAAAAAUAAGUAAAAGCAGUGGCUGGGGGUGGGAGUAUAAUCUUUAACAUACAGAGGGUAUACGGAAUGGAAAACUGAAAAAAUGACAGUGAGAAAAGGGGUUACCCUUUAGACACCAAUGACACAAGGCACUGCUUUCAAACUUCUGCAGUCACCCUUUUUCAUCUCUCUUCCCCCCUCAUCAUUACAUCUCUUUUUCCCCUCAUUUAUUUAAUUUCCCCUUCCCAUAGCAUUUGUCUUUUCUUCUCCUAAUUCUCUCUGAACCCUCAUGUAGUCAUUUUUCUUUCCACUUCUGAUUUCCCUUUUCUCUUAACCAUUCUAUAUCUCGUUCCUGGGGUUGUGCCUUUUGGCAGACCUAUUGUGUCAGUCAUUGGAUCUUUGAGUGAAUGCGUAAGUGAUUUCAUUGAUGUGCAGUGUCUAUCUUGUGCACCCUGUCACUGCUCCUUUCCUCUUACAGUGUUUAUAGUAGAGUCUGAGGCUUGUUAUCUCUGUCACCCACUAGCAGCCUGCCUCAUAUUAUAAAUUCUGCAUGUUAUGGACAGUGGCAAUCCUGUCUCUCUCAUGUAAUACGGCCACACUACAAACUUUCAUGAUGCAAGUCACUUGGCUGAAUGCAUUUGAAUCAAUAUCUGCAUGAAAAACGUCUUUUUGUUUUUUUAAUAAGUCUGAUGCAAAGUGUACAGCACUGACAUAAGCUAAGAAGGUAUGUCACUUAACACUACUCAAAUAACCAACUUGUAUAUAGAAACAUUAUUUUAUAUUUACUGACAUAUUUUGUAUCAUGUAUAAUAUAAAAUAAAUAUAUUUUCUCUUAAAAAACACGUGGACUCCAUUAUUCUUUUUAUUCUGAACAAUAAGACUGGCCAACCAGACAGCAUGCCCCAGAAGACAUACCAGACUGGGAACACAAUCAAAUAAAAGAAGGAAAGAAGUAUCUGCUGCGACCAAGUGGAAAGAAUCACAGACUACUGAAUCUCUCAAACAAAUCCUUGACUGUUACUCAAAUCAGACUUUUUGGAAAAAAGGUCUUAAUUUUGCUCCAUCAAACAAUUUUAACCUAUACCAUACUUUAAUUGAUGUUAAUUGAUAACUCUUUCUGGUCACUUGUAUCAGGAGGGUUUAAAUAAAAUCGUCCUUAAAUUCCCUUUUGUUGUAAACGUGACUAAGAUGUGUGAUGAUCAUCUUUUGUUUUUAGAGGCUUGAGCUGAAAAUGACAGUUCCAUUUUGCAUAUAAUUGAUGCUGUGGAAGUUAAAACUGUGCUCCUGAACAGGUUUAAAAACUAAAAGUGUCUUCUAUCCAGAUUAGUCAAAGGGCAAAACUAUUGAUACUGAUCACAUACUCAUACAGCAGGAUGAGAAAGGCAGCUCUGUUGCCGUUGUCGAUAAAUGUGACUAUCUCAAUGAAGCUUUCCAUCAGUUAAGAUAUGAAGUCACUUACCUGUCUUUGGUUCGACUCUUCAGUUUAUUAUCAGAAGCAGUUAUACCAACUAAUUGAUACAGCUGCUUGUAACUUCGUCAUCACCCCUGAUGCUGCUUUCUUAAAGGUCCAGUGCCCUAUCGCUCCUAUUUUUCACCAUCUGCUCAAGGUUCACAAACCUGGGGUUGUGCCUUUUGGCAGACCUAUUGUGUCAGUUAUUGGAUCUUUGAGUGAAUGCCUAAGUUAUUUCCUUGAUAUCCAUUUGCAACCUUGGUGCUGUGUCUAUCUUCACACAUGCAUGACACCAAGCAUGUACUGAGAGCACUAUAUGACAAUGAGUGGAGGCUUGGAGUACUGGUGGGUUGCACUCGACUUUGCAUCACUGUACUACUGCAUUCUUCAUGACAAGGGCAUUUGUGCUACUGAGUAUCAUUUAGAUAAUUAUUCUAAUAAUGAUGAGAAUCUUAAAAAAAAAAAUUUGGGAUGCCAUUUAAUUUUUGUUACAUCAACGGUAUGUUCUAUCCCAGAGUUGUGAGGCGGCCACGGGAACUAAAUAAACCCCAUUGUAUGCAAAACUCUAUGUGGAAUGGUGGGAGGGGGUACAUCCACUCUUUUGCCUAACAUUAUUAUUUACAAACACUGUAUUGGUAAAAUGAAGGGAAUGAUGACUGGAAUCUAACCCUACUCCUAACCCUAGCCCUAACCCUUACCGCAACCUUCCUCUAAUCCUAACCCUAGGAGGGGUAGGGGUAGGGUUAGAUAUAGGGUUAGGGUUAGGGAAUUGCCGAAGUCCCGAAUUUUGGAAGUGCCGAACUGAAUUUCGGAAGUGCCAAACCGAACCUAAUUUUUUGCCCAUGCACAUCCCUACUUUAGGGUUCAUACCCUGUGCACCUGGGGUGAGGUCCCUACUAAAUUUUUUACUACACUGUGCUACUGAGUGGAGACAUGCUGCUACAGCCUCUGUUAACUGCUGGACAGGAUUUUCAGCACUUCCUGCUUAAAGGAAUAUCUUCCAUGACAGUGAAUUGCUUAUAGGAGAACUAAUUGAUGCUCUCUAUCAGGGCUGUGGCCAGCACUUAAGGGUUCAUACCCUGUACACCUGGAGUGAGGCCCCUACUAUAUGUAUGCUGCUGAGUGGAGGCAUGGUGUUGCAGCCUCUGUUUACUGGCUGAGCCCCAGUCUAUUUUAUUUGGCCACUGUUCAGAUUACAGCCCUGCAGGGGUUUCUGUGAGCAUUGCCUGCUACUAUGAUAGUCUGAUCUGUUUGUCCUGCAUCCUGAAAUUGCCUACUAUUUUGUGCCUUCUACAGGGGUAUCCCUUAUCAUGAUAAAUCUACCUGUGUACUUUUUUGGGUGAGCCCCAAUUAUGUCACACGAUUUGCCACUGUGGAAGAUUCCCGGGCUAACCCUGUGGAAUUACAGGUCAUGAUACACACAACUGUGUUGGCGCAAGACAAAUUGUUGGACUCUAUUGACCCCAUCUCAAGGGUAAAAAGCUCUUUCCUGAGGGAGCUUAUUACACACGUUUAUGUUCCUGCUUCCCACAUCAAGACACAAACCUCCAUGAGGAAGGUGUUACAUGGUAUCUCCCUAGGGGGUGCUCUACAGGACUGGUAGACAUUGGGGCCAUGUCGCCAACCACUUUGGGCCAACUGACCCCUGUAACUUGCUAUCACAAACUCUUACCCGAAGUGGGUGAGAGACAACCUUCUGGUGCUCCAGAUGAUCGACAUCUGAAUGUGCAGAUUCGCUAAAUCCUGUUUUCCUCAGGUGAGCGUCCCUAGGGUAGCAUCGACUGUACUUUCUACAAGGCCUACAUGAGAUACCAUCGCUUCUAGGUGGAAGGUAUUCAAACUUAAAAAGGAAUCUUCUCCACGACUGGCUUGCGAAAAUGGAUAUGAAGACAUGUCCUGUCGGUCCUUUUCCACCCCUCUUGCCGACAUUAACUAUGUUUCCUGUGCCGCGAUAAACCUCGGCACUUCACCUGCCUCCUCAGCUCGGAUCCUUGGGGCUUCAUGA
Pelobates cultripes (western spadefoot toad) is the source of this 63396-nucleotide messenger RNA. Lineage: Eukaryota; Metazoa; Chordata; Amphibia; Anura; Pelobatidae. The record is from the annotation of a GenBank genome assembly.